This is a messenger RNA of Lymnaea stagnalis (great pond snail), 51709 nucleotides long. The record is from the annotation of a GenBank genome assembly. Lineage: Eukaryota; Metazoa; Mollusca; Gastropoda; Lymnaeidae.
CAGAAAUUGGAAAUAGAAAAAGGAAGGGAAAAAACAUCCCGGAAGUAAAGAGAUGAGUCGUUCUUCUUAUGUUUACAAAUAACACAGCGGCAGAAACGUAUUAUGCCGUCUAUGCAUAUGGACUUUAAAGAUCCACUUCCUAUUGAAUUUUAAAACUCAAGUGAAAUAUAUUAUGAACAAACGUUUGAUAUAAUCAAGUGUGAAGUUUAAUUUAAUUAUUUUACUUUCAAAUAGACACAGAACACUUGUUCAGUAAGUAUGCAUACUAUUACUGUAUUACUCGAUGACUGAGAAUCAAGUCCGAGUUAGUCUUACUAAGUUACUUAGUCUUAGUCUUCUUAGUCAAGUGCUGAGUGAGUGAAUGCGAGUGAGACUAGCAGUAGCAGUGCAGGUCACAUUAGGUACUUGGACAAAAUUUUCGAAAUGAAGUUACAGCUCUAAGUUUAAGAACUAGUUGGUUAGAUAUGGCCUGAAAAUUAGUGAAAAAUCAAUUCAUUGACUAGGCACUUGAAUACAAAAUUAAAAAGAAAUUGAAAUAAUUUUUUUAAAUAACAGUUAGUUAGAGCAAAUUUCAAAUAAAAAAAUGAAACCAGAAUCAACUUUUUAGCUUAAGUACUUUUUGAGCGAUGAAUUUUUAAAGUGUGAGUUCGUUUGAUAUUUUUUACCAUGGACGAAACCUCCACAUCUUGUGACCUCAUUCCGCUGAUCUCGUCAUGCGCAAUGACUAUAUACUUUAUAUAAGCCAACGCAUCACCUUAUCACUAAAAUACUGUUUAGGAUCGACUUAGUUUAAACUUUCAACUUUGGCACAUGAAUAAUUAAUUAAAGCUUUCCCUGACCAAUGGUAUAGUAGUUUUUGCACACGGCAAACUCUUAUGAAUGAAACUCUGAGGUAGUACUACGAUACAGCCAUUAUGCAAGUGGCUGUGAAUGGUUGCCAAUGACAACGUGUUGCACACGGUAAAUUCUGAUCAUUUAUAAUAUGGAUUCUACCGGGUUGUUAAAGCUCAAAUUAAAACAUUCCAGUUUAAAUGUCUUCAAAAUGCACUCUGAAACACAAGUUAUCAAUUAUUUUGCUGUAAAUAGUGAUAAUAAAUUAAUAUUUCCUAAGUAUCGGCAACUUCCACCAUUAAAAAGGGGACGUGGCCCACCCCAUGGCGAAAUUAGGUUGAGCGAGCUGAAUGACCUACUGUGAACACGUAGAAACAUGGUGUCUCUCUUAAGGCACUUAUCGCUGGGAAAAUUGGCAUACAUGUAGAUCAAUAGAUUCCCCAGAUGCAAAAAAAAUUUGGUAGUGACAAAUUUUUUCCUUCGACUUAAUUUUAAUGAUGAAAGUUGCCUUAUAUUUACCAAGGAUUUUCUUAAAGCUGACUGAUUGUAAAUGAAGAAGAAAUUGAUUAAAAUGUAGGCGAAGAUGUCUACCUAAUUAGAAACGGAACUCAAAUAUAUAUCGAAAGUACUAAUUUAAUAAUAAAUGGACACACACAUCGGAAAAUUAAAAAACUCUGAUUUUUCGGCGCCGAUUGCGAAUUCCCAUACACAAAAAGUAGUAGUCUCCCUUGACUUACCGAAGUAUCUACAUUGACACAAAUUUAUUGUUUUAGGUCAAUGCUAAAGAAAAGUAAUUUAUGAUUUAUUUUCGGGGGGGUGGUUAUUUUGGGAUAAUUCUGACUUGGUAAAUGUUGGUUUGUCGCACCACUUAUUUCCCACAGCCGCCAUCUUGGUAGAGUGUCAUAGCCUCCAAGAUGGCGGUAGUUUAAGAAAAGAAAGUAGUGCAAAUGCGCGUCUGCUAAAAGUUGGGGGAGGGGAAAGAGAGAGAAACAAUGUGCAGUUUUAGCCACUUAACUAAGGGAAAUAUAAUGUUAUAAUUUAAGUAAUUUCAGCCAGUGACGAACUUAGAACUUUUAAAAAAUACCUCUAGAUACGGGGUAAGAAGUGUCAAUGACUUGCGGCCACCCCCUUUCGUGGCAUUAUUUCAGCCGGUACAUUAAUUUCGUGGCAAACAUAGCAACUUUAUUAUAUCACUCUAGUUCUAGAUAUGUGUAAAGAAGUGUCAAUAACCUGCGGCCGCCCCCUUUCCUGGCAUUAUUUCAGCUGGUACAUUAAUUUUGUGGUGAAUGUAGCAACUUUAUUUGUAUUCCUCUAGAUAUGCGGCCAGAAGUGUUAACGACCUGCAGUCCCCACCUUCCUUCAACUAAAACAUGUGGGCUACAGUUACACACUGUAGUAAAAAUAUUGUCAAAAUGAAGAAAAACAAUUCAAAAUAUUUUAAAAUAAUGAAACCCAAUUUACAUUUUCAUAGAAUACAGGUUUACUCACUUUAUUGCAGGUUCCACCAUGGGUGCCACUUUUCCGGGUUAUCCCGGAAUUCCGGCUUCGUGAGGCUAAAUAUUUUUCAGCUCCGAAUUCACGAGUUUUUAUAUUCUCUCGCUCCGGAUUCACCAGUUCAAUUAUUCAAAUACAGAUUCUGUCUGGGCUUUUUUUUAAAAAAAUCGGCGUGUAACGGAAUGCGUGAAAGACUGUUUAAAUAUAGCGAGAGCUGGUUCGCUAAAAAUGGGAAAAUUCCUUGAAUAUGGACGUUAAUCGCCGAUCGGGUCUAUUUCUAGCCUUUCUGUCGCCAGAGUGCUAGUGGUUUCCCCUGCGCAUGCAUUUUGAGCUCUACACGUUUCGAGUACCGUACUACUUUGAUAGACCAUAAAUAUUUCUUUUCUGUUCACAACGCCGAUCAAGAGAUAUUUGAAGUGUUUGGGUAAGCAUAGUCUAUUAGUAAAUUUUUUUUUGAAAUUAGGUUUUAAUUGUUGGGUAAAUAUAAUUAUAAAUAGAAAACUACUCAUCCAAGGGCUGUCUAACAAGACUAAGCUUAGCGUACUUUGUAACUUUGUUAUUUUUUACUGUAUGCAGGCGACAUGUAUUUUUUUAUUAGAAGAGCUAGGCAGCGUUUAACUUUUUUUAAAGACCUCCUGAGUUCACUUUAAUUUAAUUUUUAAAAAAGCCAACACCACCCUAGGUUUAAUCCGAAUAAAUCUGCGCCACUGCACAACUUCCUACAAACAGAAUGCCUAUCUCGCACUCGAAUAUGGUGCGAUCAUCUGGGAUCCACACCUUAAGCAAGAUGUGGACGCGAUGGAGCAAAUGCAACGUAACGCGGUGCGCUUUAUCGCCCGCGACUACAAAUCCACCACUCCUGGCUUCGUCACUGGCCUCUUAAAAAGAUUUGAAAUCCAUCUCCUUAAAGACAGAUGAGAGGGACUCCGCCUGACAUUCUUAUAUAAAGUGAUCAUGCGACUGUUGCCGGCCAUCCCAGCAGGCUCGUACCUCACCCCACAGAAGCCGGGUAGACUGAUCAGAGCAAAAUGCUCACUGAACACGGACUUCACCACUGACAUUCCCAUAAACAAUUACACCAGAAACAAUAGCAAAUGCUUCAAAGUGCUUCAGUGCAACACAGUGCAGUAUCAACAAUCUUUCUUCCCACGCACAAUAAUACCAUGGAACAACCUGAACGAUUCCACUGUGAACUCGACAUCAGUCGAAAGCUUCAAGGCUGCCCUGGCAUCAGCUAGGAGCUGUUAGAAUAGCAACAUCAUACCCCCAACCGUUGCAAAGAUGGCAGUACAUGGAUGCAGCAACGAAACAUUACCGGAACCAGAAUUACAGUAUAAGCCUUCUAAUUUAAAUAGGAUAAUAUGAUUACGUUAUUUUUAUCCGUUCAGUAGGGAGCCUAACAUAACUGUAUUUAGUUAGUCUUUAUUUAUAAGUUAUGCACUUCUGUGUUCUGACUCUGGGUAUACUUUACGGUAAUUCUACUAUUACUAUUAUUCAUAAUGCUCUUUAUUGCCGUAGUUUAGUACUGGUAUAAUAUAGUCUAUAUUAUGUAUGCCUUACUAUAAAUUAUAAAUCUAAUAUGAUAAUAUUAAUAUAUUUUAUUUUGUUUCAAUAUUCAGGAUCUAGGCUCAAUAAAAUAAUGUAAUGCCCAACAGUUCCUUUAAAUAACUGAUGGGCACUACAGCAAUCAUGCUUGAACAAGUCAUCAUUGCUGUACUAUGCUGGAAAUAUUGAUAUCAAGUAUUCAAGGGGAAAAUGUUUAAAAUGUCAAUCAUCUGAUGAGACCAGCUUUAUCACCUAUCUUAGGUGUCCACUUCUGCAACUUCUCAAUUUAUGUGUUAAAAUAUGAAACACUCACACUUGGGAGAUUUGUUCAUUUGUUUUGUAUUUCAAUAUUGUUUUUAAUUGUACAAUUGCAUGCUAUUAUUUGUAUUAACACAGAAGCUGUGUUGCGAUAGUGAGGAAUGUUUUGUUUUUAAUUAGGAAAAGUUGGGAAAAAGUAGUUUUAAAAAAAAAAAAAUCUCAUUUAAAUUAUUUUAAUCAACCACCCAAUUAAAUAUUUAUAUACAAUAUUCCAUCGGCAUAUUAAUAUUAUAAAAAAGAAAAACUAACUCUAGUAAAAAUCCAAGAAUAAACAAAAGGGAGAGAAUCCUACACAGAAACUCAAAGUGUCAUGGCGAAUUGAAAUUUUCACUGCAGUACCUUUACAGUGUAAUAGUGAAUUUAAUUUGUGGUUACUUAUAGUUAUGAGUUACCUUACUACUACUUAAAAGAUUUAAUAAGACUGAGAAGACAAAUUCAUAGCGAAUAGUGCCAGCAUGAGAAGUCGUCUUAGUGUAAAAUUUCCAGGAAAGUGGAUAACUUAUAUUUAUGCUUUAAUUUAUUAUAUAAUUGUGGCAAUGUGCCACUUUUUGUAACUGCAUUUUUUAAACAUUUUUAUAUGCGACUGGGUGCCAACUAUGGGGCAAAGAAGCAUGCUCCUGUGAAACGAUUUUUUACUGAGGUGUGUUCACAUUCACUGAGCUGGGGCACUGGUAAAAAGCUCAUGACAUGGAGGUCAUUGUGGCUACAUAAGGCAGGGAGGAUUUAAACCCGGGCCUUGUAAUUUCUGAGCUGAGAUUUGGAGUGUGUGUGUGGAACGGAUACUUCAAGUCGUCUGCAUGUGUGAGAGACUGUCUGUUUAACAGCUUGUACCUCAAGAAUAAAAGCUAUACUUCUCAGACCUGCAUUUCAUUUUUUGUGUAUUUAAACUGUAAUAAGCCUUGUCAACAGACGGCUACAUAACAAUGACAUAAAAUACAUGACAUCCUUUGUGACCUAUUAUUGCCACAUUUUUCAACUGACCUGUCACAACUUUAGACCGCAUGUAUUUGACUGUUUUCAUUUUUUUUUUCGAGUCCAUUUAGAUCCAGUUAAUAUUUUUAAUGAAAUAGUGAAACGAGGUAUGUGGAAGCUUGAAAUAAGGUAACAGGACAAAAAAACAAGGACGUUUCGGCAUAAAGCCUUCCUCAGCCAACAAUAGAAAUGAAAAUAUAACAAAGAAAAGAACACAGUAGAAAACUCAAGCAGUAUUCAUUCGUCUCUCCGAAUUACUUAUAUAAUGCUUAAAAUGUUACAUUUACGUUUACAGUGUUGCCAAGUAUGGGAGCUAAUUUUUACAAAUGGAUAUUAUGUUUGAUUAUACGCUGUGUGUUUUUUAGAGAUUAAUUAGUGAAUACUCUUCCUCUGCUUGACUUGGUGACAUAUGCUUAUUGUGAUGUAUUGUCUAGUCUGUUGUGUAACAUACGUUUUCGUCGUGAAAGGAGGUUGUGUUUUAUUUCUUUUCCUUCUGUAUAUGGAAUUAACAGUCUGUGAAUCUAAUUAGAUAUUAAAGUUGUAUUUACUAUGUAAAAGGACUUGAGUUGAUUCAGUGCUAGUACCAUGUAUUACAUGUGAAAGAACUUGCUGAAUUAACCAAUCUAGUAUUAACAGAAGUUUGACAACUGUCAAAAUCAUAUGAUUAAUUUAGGCCGUGACACAGUAACACAGAUGCAUCUAUUUAAUUUUUAGCUUUAAUUUAGCUAUCAUCCUUAACAAACAGAAGCAUAUGAUGGAACUCAGCUAUAGAAUUGUUAUGAUUAAAACAUUGCUAUAAUAUUUUUUAAAAAAUCAUUCCAGUUAUGAAAAAAAAUUCUGUGCCCAACAUGCCUGUGAGUGAACGAGCGAGCAUCGCCCAGGCUCCUUCCAACUUAAAGUCUCUGCCCCCAACUCCUAGAAACUUCAGAAAUGUUAGUGCUGACAUAAAAAAAGUCGCAGUCACAAUGCCUGAGAGAGAUGCUGCCGGGCAGAAAAAUGCACAGCUGAUUGAAUUCAACCAGGUUUGUCAUCAGUUUUAUUUUAUUAUUCAUAUUAUCCUGCAUAACAUUACCUUGCCUAAUAAUAACAUAACCUUGCCUAUAAUAACAUUACUUGGAAUAACAUUACCUUGCCCAUAUGCAAUUAGUCUGAGAGACUAAACCAGUCAUGUAAUUACUUGUGAUAAAUCAGUCAGUUUAGUCAUGACUUAGUUUUAUUUUUAGUAUAAAGCUAAAGCCAAUAUUCUGAGCCUCAAGAUGCAGGCAAAGUCUAUCUGGUUUACACAUUCAAUCCAUAAUUUAAAUCUGGUAUUCAAUUACUUUAUUACGGGGUAUCAUGCAAUUCACGCAUAAUGUGAACCGUAACUUUUUAUUUGAAAAAAAACCCUAAAUGCCAUGUUCUUGUAUGAUAGAGUCUUUUAGUCUUGUCCAUAACAAGACUUUUUCCUCCGGAAAGGGGAAAAAUGAGGUUAGAAAUCAGUUGAUUCAAUAACUUUGUCAAGAUGCCAAUAUUUAUACCUCUGUAUUCAAUACUGUAUAGGCUCUGUAUUACUCUAGCUGGCUUAAUUAUCGUUGAAUUAAUUACAUCUAAAUAGUUAUCAAAUCAUGCACAAUCGAUAUCACAAUAGCUAUCAAUUCAUUGUAAAAAAAUCAAAAUUUGCUGAAAACUGGACUUAAAAGAAGUACUUUUAUUUAAAACUUGUGAUUUAUCGAUUUAGUCAACAUGUUGAAUGUCUAUGCUGUAAAGGGGAGAGAACUCAAAAACAUUUCUUUUGGUUUUGUUGAAUAUAAAGUGUUAAGGAAAAAAUUGUAACACCCAUAUGCAUAUGUACAUAUAUUCUGAAAGAUUACUUCAAGUAUCAUUUUUUACCCUAAAUUUCUCAUGUUAUACGUGAUGAUAUACGGAUAAUAUGUGGAGGUGCUGGGUUGCAGAGCGGUCUAAACUGAAUCAUUUCAAAAACCUGUUGGUCUGGAGUUCAAUCCCCACCAAAGCCUAGACAAGCAACAUCGCCAGCACCCGUUAACCUUGGACGGCAACUCAUCUAAGAGAAGGCAAACUCAGAAUUGAAACCCGGAGAUGGAGUCCUUGUAGGCAGAUAACAUUGACAAUGAAUAUUCCGGAAACUCCUGCGAUGCUAAUGGUAGCAGGCUGAUCAUCCACGUGUGAUUUUCCCUUGUCUUAUCUGGGUCCUUGGAGAGAGAGGCAAUUUUCCCUUGUCUUAUCUGGGACCUUGGAGAGAGGCAAUUUUCCCUUGUCUUAUCUGGGUCCUUGGAGAGAGGCAAUUUUCCCUUGUCUUAUCUGGGUCCUUGGAGAGAGGCAAUUUUCCCUUGUCUUAUCUGGGUCCUUGGAGAGAGGCAAUUUUCCCUUGUCUUAUCUGGGUCCUUGGAGAGAGGCAAUUUUCCCUUGUCUUAUCUGGGUCCUUGGAGAGAGGCAAUUUUCCCUUGUCUUAUCUGGGUCCUUGGAGAGAGGCAAUUUUCCCUUGUCUUAUCUGGGUCCUUGGAGAGAGGCAAUUUGCUGUCUAAGGAACCAGCUUAUCCUCCUAUAGAAAAAUCCUGGUGAUUUCUUCCUUCGAAGUCUGCACCAUCAUCACAUUGUGACGGAUGGAUGCUAGAAGAAAAAAAAUAUGGAUAGCCAUAUUUUUUUGUCAUUAUGAAUUUUGCACGAUCAGUUUGCUACAAAUUAUGCAGAAGUUGUCAAAAUGUGAAUGCAGUUUAACAUUUUAGUUCAUUUGCUGUUGAUGGUAGUAGAAAGGUGUUCAAGAGAAUGAUAUGGUGGAAUAGAGAAGACUCAAGUUAUUUCUGAAAAAAAUUAUGUUUAAAAAUAAAGUUUCAUGAACACAUGAAUUUGCUUUCUGACUUGUAUGAAGGUAACUCUUUCCUGCUCAAAGUACCACACAGUCUAUUCUCACAUCUUGUUUUUCAGACUUUGCCUUUAGAAUCAAUUAUUCAAGGCAUAUGUGCAGAGUAAGUAUUUAUUGGCUGUGUAAAAUAUGUUGUUUAAUUUAAGUGAGGCUAUAAAUUAUCAUUCAUUCUCUAUCUGAGUAAUAUAAUCAAGUAUUUCUAAGUCUUUUUGAAAUAAGGAUGUUAAUAUCAUCUUUUACUUUGGCCUACCAAAAGUAUCAGUUUUUAAACAAAUCUGAUUUAGACUUAAUUUAAAGUAUCUAAAUUAGCUUCCCAAUUUAAUUAUCAUUGAUUAAAAUUUUUUUAAUAAGAAUUAAUUAGGCAGAAGGUCAUCUAUUUUUAGCUAUCCUCUUCACUGUUCCAUUCUGAAACUAAACACCAAAGUUUUGUAUUCGCUUUUGUAGUCACCUCUUGAACUAAUUAUACGAUUUUUGGAGUUCAAUUAAACUAAAAUUUUCAAGUAAAUUUAUCAGUCACAAAUAAGUAAUUGUAAAUAAAACACUAUAGGUUGAGCUUUGAUAAUGAUUACACAGAACAAAAAUGUAAACAUUUUGGCAAACGCCUUCAUCUGUACCAAAAAAAACAAACCCUUCACAUAAGUAUAAAUUAAAUUUACACAAUAUAUGCAUAUAUAUUAAUGUAUGUAUGUAUUUAUGUAUGUUUCCUACCUAAAAAUGAAUCAAAACAAAAGAAUACUAGUGGUACAAGUCCCCAACUGAAACAAAGCUCAGAAGAACUUUAAGAGAAGUCACUGGAAUAACUUGAAUAAUCAUGAUGUGUACCUCAUAAACUUACGUACUUGUAACAAAGUGUCCAAUAUUGAAUGUUUGCCUUAAUCCUAUAAUUUAAUCUGCACAUACUCCAAUCUUCAAAAGCUUAACAACCUCAGAUUUCAUUCUAGGCACCUCAUCUAGUUUUAGAAAUUAACUUUUUGCCCCAAAAAUAGUAAUGUAGUUCACGCUGGUUUUUAUACACUCCAAAUAGUACUCUAGUUCCUACUGGCUCUUGUAUACACCAAAUAGUAAUCUAGUUCCCACUGGUUCUUGUAUACACCAAAUAGUAAUAUAGUUCCUACUGGCUCUUGUAUACACCAAAUAGUAAUCUAGUUCCACUGGUUCUUGCAUACACCUCAGUUUCGUUUGAUCAGUAAAAUAAGGAAAUGUUUUAUAUUGAGACUCAAAAUUAUAUUCUAGAAAUAUUCUAGAGUUGCUUCAGAGAAUUUUAAAACUAGUUCCAAGAAAAAUAGCAGUUGAGAUAAUAUUAAAUGUAGAACUUUCUUCAUGAUUAGUUUAUUAAGUUCAAAUUAAUCAUAGUGGAAUGUUUGCGAAUUCUAUAUUUAUUUAUUUUUUCUUGUCAUUUACGCUUGCAGGUGGAAUUUGGAAGACAUAAGUUCAUACGCGCUACGCUUCAAUGAAACCAACCAGAAAAUGUACAUCACAGAAAAAGUAAGUCUGGAUUAACUUAUUACACUAUCCAUAAGUGCAUUACAGAAAAAGUAAGUCUGAAUUUACUUAUUACACUAUCCAUAUGUACAUCACAGAAAAAGUAAGUCUGAAUUUACUUAUUACACUAUCCAUAUGUUCAACAUAACUUGUUUUGAUUUAAGUUAGCAAGCACUUUUUUAAAAUAUAUCUAUUGUCUACACCAUUCAUUUCAUUGAUUCAUUAAUUCAUUAUCCACUUAUCCCAUUCAAUAAUCCACUCAUUUACUAAUUCUCUUUGUAUUAAAUUGACUUUGAUACUUGUUUCAGAACCGUAAAGACAUUCAGAAUGGACAGGUUUUAAAUCUAACCCUAUCAGCUGUAAGUUGUUCUUAGAAUAUUGAAAUGAAUGAGUGGAGUUAAAAAGUACAUUAAAAUCAUUGAAGCCUCAAACAAAUUGGACAAAAAUAUCUUUACAUAAAACACUAUGUAUAAACAUAUCUUUAAAUACAACACUAUUUAUAAACAUAUCUUUAAAUACAACACUAUUAACAUAUCUUUAAAUAAAACGCUAUAUUUAAACAUAUCUUUAAACACAACACAAUAUAGAAAUAUCUAUUAUGCUCUUUAAAAAAAACAACAAAGAAACAAGUUUAAAUUUUCAUAAUUUUUUAAGGAAGGUGACAAAAGUAUUAGGAAGAGGGGACAUAGUUACAGGUGACAUAGUUACAGGUGACAUAGCUACAGGUUACAUAGCUACAGGUGACAUAGGUACAUGUGACAUAGUUACAGGUGACAUAGUUACAGGUGACAUAGCUACAGGUGACAUAGCUACAGGUGACAUAGUUACAGGUGACAUAGCUACAGGUGACAUAGUUACAGGUGACAUAGUUACAGGUGACAUAGUUACACAUGACAUAGUUACACAUGACAUAGUUACAGGUGACAUAGUUUGUUGAGGUGACAGAAGUGUCUUAAUUAGAGAUGACGUAUUUAGAGUGGACUUUGAGGUGACUUAGCAUGAUGUGACAUAGUUAGAUGUGUCUUAGCUAGAGUUAACAUAGCUAGAGGUGACAUAGUUAAAAUGACAUAGAGGUGACAUAGUUAAAAUGACAUAGAUAUGACAGUUAACCUAGAGGUGACAUUGUUAGAGCUUACUUGGUUAGGGAUAAGCUAGUUAGAGGGCGCAUAGUUAGAUACAAUAGAAGUUAGAGCUUAGAGCUGAAAUAAAAGUAACUUAGCAGUGACAUAUUUAGAGUUGACUUAGAGAUGAAUUAGAGGUGGUUUAGUUGGUGAUGACAAAGUUAGGGAUGACUUACUUAGAGGUGACUGAGUCAGAGCCGACUAAUUUUGUGAAACUAUUUUCUCCACUUCCAGGGCAGAACAGCUAAAGCUAUAAAACAAGCGUUAAGUGGGUCAAGGCUAGAGGACAAGAAUUCAGCCCUGCGUAGUCUGUCUUUCCUUUCAUCAGACAUAACAUUUUCUGAAGAGUUUGUCAAGAUCCAAGGUCAUAUAUUACUCAUUGAUAUUGUCACAGGAGGAAACUAGUGAGUCAUGUCCCCCCCCCCCCCCUUAUUUUUUUUUUUUGUUGUUGUAAUGUAGCACUUAAGUUUCUAAAAACAAAUACCAUAUUGAUGAGUUGCCUAGAGUUGUUGCCUAGGGCUGGAUCUAGAAAUUCUAUUCCAAUACCUUGUGUUUGAUAUCAAUGGAGAUUUUAUUAUUUUUUUUUCAGCUAGUGUAAAUUUUUUUAUUAGUUAAAAAGCUCUGAGCUAUGUUUUUGUGAGGCAAAGAUUAAAAAAUGUACAUGACUAAGUCUUUCUGAAAUUCCAGCUGGAGCCAAAUUUAAAGAAUUUGAUAAUAGUAAUACUAUUAUGACACCUGCAUAUCAACGGGUUUUGAAUUUCCGAUCCUAAAAAUACAUAAGCAGGGGGGUGGUUUAUUCUUGAUAUGAAAUAGCUGGCUUUUUCUCCUUGACAUAACGCUAAACUUAAAAGCUUAAGCUGUCAUUGGGAACCAACUAAUACUUUUUAUGGAUCAUAUCCAAAUUAUAAGCUAUUUAUUAAUUGACUGAUAUGAGAAGACUUUUUUUAACAAAGUCUGUUCAACUAUUUUAAACUAGAGUCCUUUAUUUCCUUGGUUGAUUCCUGGCUGUGCUAGCAUCUGAAUGAUAUAGAGUUGAUUCCUGGCUGUGCUAGCAUCUGAAUGAUAUAGAGUUGAUUCCUGGCUGUGCUAGCAUCUGAAUGAUAUAGAGUUGAUUCCUGGCUGUGCUAGCAUCUGAAUGAUAUAGAGUUGAUUCUACAGACUUGCAAUGUUAGUGUCUGAAUGAUAUAGAGUUAAUUCUACAGACUUGCAAUGUUAGUGUCUGAAUGAUAUAGAGUUGAUUCUACAGACUUGCAAUGUUAGCAUCUGAAUGAUAUAGAGUUGAUUCUACAGACUUGCAAUGUUAGUGUCUGAAUGAUAUAGAGUUGAUUCUACAGACUUGCAAUGUUAGUGUCUGAAUGAUAUAGAGUUAAUUCUACAGACUUGCAAUGUUAGUGUCUGAAUGAUAUAGAGUUGAUUCUACAGACUUGCAAUGUUAGCAUCUGAAUGAUAUAGAGUUGAUUCUACAGACUUGCAAUGUUAGUGUCUGAAUGAUAUAGAGUUGAUUCUACAGACUUGCAAUGUUAGCAUCUGAAUGAUAUAGAGUUGAUUCUACAGACUUGCAAUGUUAGCAUCUGAAUGAUAUAGAGUUUAUUCUACAGACUUGCAAUGUUAGUGUCUGAAUGAUAUAGAGUUGAUUCUACAGACUUGCAAUGUUAGCAUCUGAAUGAUAUAGAGUUGAUUCUACAGACUUGCAAUGUUAGCAUCAGAAUGAUAUAGAGUUGAUUCUACAGACUUGCAAUGUUAGCAUCUGAAUGAUAUAGAGUUGAUUCUACAGACUUGCAAUGUUAGUGUCUGAAUGAUUUAGAGUUGAUUCUACAGACUUGCAAUGUUAGCAUCUGAAUGAUAUAGAGUUGAUUCUACAGACUUGUGUCGCGAAGCGUUUCUUCUGUAUGGCCAAGUCUUUCACUGCACUCCGUUCAGCAGCACACCAUACACAAACAGUCACCAAUGCAACAAACAGCAACCGGUUUGUUGUAAACGAAAGUUUAUUUAUCACUACUCGAUGAACAAGACUUGAUGUAUAAUUUCAGAAUUUGAUAAUAAAUCACUCCAACCAAAUAUUAAUCAACAUACCAAUCCAAACACUUCUGCCAGUAUAUUCCCCAUCAAUUCUCUCAGCACAACACUUAACAGUAUUCAAUCCACAACAGUCAAUGUAGCACAUCCGCCAUCACUCUUCUCUAACCACCACGAAAACUAACGCGUCACUUCCCACUACACAAUUACGUCACACACUCUCACACAAACGAUACGGCUGCACAUAAAAUCUCUAACGAACAUCUUUUCCCUAUCAAACAUGACAACAACGCUCUACACAUAACAUCAGUGAUUCUCAUACCCUCGACAUAUCCCCCCUCUUCCGCUAGAUUCUACUCCACGAGUAGAAUCUUUCAAAAUGAAAAGUCAGGGUAUGGAAUCACUGUUGGGUCAUACUGACUCAUACAGCAAGUAACAAUCUCAAAGCAGGUUAUUUACCACCUGUAACAUCGGUUUCUACUUCUACCUUCUAAUUAGAUAGAUUUUACACGCAUAAACAACAACAAAAAUCAUGGGUUAUUUAUGUCAUAUCUAAAUAAUUACUGUUCAUAAUAAAUCAACGAAGAAAAUCCUUACAAUAACAUUAUGAUUUUAAGGCAACUAAUCAUCUUUGACAUCUGUUUACAGAACCAACUCACUAAUAAUAAAUAAACCUUUACAAGUGGCAAAAAAUGGCCAAAAGACAAAUGUCAAUAUCCGUCAAUUCAUGAGGACAGCCAUAAAUUGUCCAGUCUACUACUAAGCUUUUAAGGGCGGAAUAUUUCGCUUGUCCGACGCCUGGUAGAAAGUAUGCAAACCUGCAUUCCAAUUUGAUCCUCCCCAGCCAACCAUUACUUGUCUCACCACACAUGACACCAAGUCAACCCACAACAACAACAAGCAUGUCACGCCCAACACCAAUGCAUGACCCAUGGGCACACCACAGUGUCCACACAAACCAGCAAUACAAGACUCGCAACCCUCACCUCCCGGCUCAAGGAAACCCUUCACCUCCUCAACACAAUCAAAAUCCUCAUUCAACCCACAGUCCGAGCAAUGUCCGCUCUCAACCAAUGAGCCCUCCUGACUCUCGCGACACAAAUCAUCAGCCACAGCAAAGGUCCCGUCAUCCAACCCCACACCAGGGAAAAAGUUCACCUCCUCCACGGAAACUAUGUAGCCACGCUUAAACCCGCUAGCUACAAUCAGAUUUUCUGAGUCUAAGAUAGACUCAACCCUAUGAUGGUUCUCAAACUUAGAGCAAUCCGUGUCUUUAAUUCUACAAACUUCAACAGUCGGACUACUAUCCUCAUAGCUCCACAUGAAAUGAUUUUCAACGACUUCUACUUUAUUGUAUUUACGUCCCCAUCUUGGGACAGCCUUUGACAAGCUCCCGAUUUCAACUUCGCAAACACCGUGACCUGUCCAGGUCCUAACACCUACAAAAUCUCGUGCACAACACAAAUCAUCAUUCUCAACAAAGUGCUGCCGCAUAAACCCAAAAUCUCCCUGUUGUACGAAAGCAAAAGAACCCUCUGUUACAUUAUCAAAGCAUCUCUCGUGUGUCAUAGCACAGCUCUCAUGUUGUGUAUUAUCAAAGCAUCUCUCGUGUGUCAUAUCACAGCUCUCAUGUUGUGCAUUAUCAAAGCAUCUCUCGUGUGUCAUAACACAGCUCUCAUGUUGUGCAUUAUCAAAGCAUCUCUCGUGUGUCAUAACACAGCUCUCAUGCUGUACAUUAUCAAAAUCAACAGCCCGUACAGUAUCACCAGUGUCGUCUUGUACUCCAUCAAAAAAAAUACAUUGUCCAAAAUCACACAUUACAUUUUCAUCAACAACAUCUACAUGGACUCCACUAUAAGCAUCAUGUGGUAUGUCAUCAAAAAUCAUAUCCUGUACAAAAUCCAAAUUCACAUGUUUAACACGUAAAAAAUAUGUAUCUCGUGUUUCCCCUCUGUUUUCUAUUAUGGUUACCACCUCACUAGAUGCUACAGAGAACUCCCUGUCCCUACACUCCGUUACAAUGGCUUGGGAUUCCUCUGGAUAGCUAUCCUCUUCCACAUAUCUGAACUGAUUCUUCUUAGUUUCUACUUCUGCUCUGUAAAGGCUAUCAUGUGCUUCCUUCCCUGACCUCUCGCUAUACCUAUUCUCUCUAGUGUAAGGAUUAUCACAGUUAAUACUAAUUAUCCCAUCUAUUCUAGCGCUAUCCCAUUCUAGUCCCUCACAAUCGCUAUUGUCACUGUCAUAAAAUUCUUGACUCCUGAUUUUUUCUUUUGUUUCCCCGUUUUGUCUGGCAAUGUGUUCAAAGUUUACAAUGUGAUCGUCCGGUUCCUUGUCGCUGUCGUAUUUAAGGAGCCAUAAGUGAUCAUUUUUGUUGGGUCUUGUUUGGUCACCAUUACGUAUUGUAACCCCAUUUUUUAUUUUGUCUAAUUCAAUUUUUUUAUCUGUUUCUAUUUUCAACUUCUUAAGUUCAUAUUCCCUUUCUUUGAUUCUUCUCUUUUCUUCUCGCUCUUCUUCUUCCCUUUUUCUUUUUUUUUCUCGCUCCUCAUUUUCCCUUCUUCUUUUUUCUUCUCGCUCCUCCUUUUCCCUUCUUCUUUUUUCUUCUCGCUCCUCAUUUUCCCUUCUUCUUUUUUCUUCUCGCUCCUCCUUUUCCCUUCUUCUUUUUUCUUCUCGCUCCUCCUUUUCCCUUCUUCUUUUUUCUUCUCGCUCCUUUUCUUCACUUUUUCUCUUUUCUUCUCGCUCUUCCCUUCUUUUUUCUUCUCGCUCCUCUUCUUGUAUUUUCCCCCAUUGGUCCCUUACAAAUGUAUCUAACUCCAGUCCCGUAAAUCUGAGGUACUUUUCUCCCACCUCCCGAAUUUCGGCUAUUAUUUCCGAUAUGGUUCUCUUAGGUUCCAUGUGUAAUAAUUUACUCCUACAAAUUUAUAUGUUCAAAUACUGUACAGCUUUUCUCAAUAUAAGAUAAAUACUAUAAUCUUAAAUAACUAUAAUAAUAAUACUUAUGUACUUAACAUGUUACUUAACUGUGCUUGACUUGACCUGUAUCGAAAACACACAAUAUAAGAAUGUCACAGUUUUAGGUAAUAGUGUCUAAUUGGGCCUACUUUGUUGACCCGGUGGCAUGCACUGGUGGUAGAUGCAUAGGCGCUCCGGUUGUAGGUGCGGCGAUGAUCUAGAUGCGGCACAGUGACGAUCCGGUCGGUGGUUUGCUUCGUGCCAAGGACAGGUGGACACAGCAAACAGCGGUGUACAGCAACCGGCGGAAUAGUUAUCAGCGAAACACAGCAAACAGCAGGACACAGCAAUCAGCGGGACACAACAAUCAGCAGGACACAGUAAUCAGCGUGACACAGCAAUCAGCAGGACACAGCAAUCAGCGGGACACAGCAAUCGGCGGGACACAGCAAUCGGCGGGACACAGCAAUCGGCGGGACACAGCGGCAGGAUACGUCAGCAGCGGUGUACAACCCAAUCAGCGGGUCACAGCAUUGGACGGUUGCCUCAGCUGGGACAGGAGACACACGACAAGCACCUCAGACGACCUCGGACAAGCGACACACAGCCUCAGACAGAUGUGCCAGGAUGCCUCACACAACGGAGGGUCGAUGUUCACAGCCCCGUGGAGGUUGAUACUUCCGUGUCGGACAGUGACACACAGCUUCAGGCGGCGACACACAGUUUCGGGCGAACGACACACUGGUUCGGGUGGCGACACAAAGCUUCUGGCGGCGGCAUACAGGUUCGGGCGGAGAUUAUACUGCCCAGCCCCGGACAGGGAUGGUAAUUCGGACGGCCUGACACUUCACAGCUUCAGACAGGAUGAUUCUGAACUCCCCUUGAUUCGUUCGGACGAGCCCUACACUUCCCAGCUUCAGACAGUAUGAUUCUUAACUGCCCUUGAUUCGUUCGGACGAGGAUGAUACUUAACAGCUUCUUUCGGACGAGCCCCCAAUGUCGCGAAGCGAUUCUUCUGUAUGGCCAAGUCUUUCACUGCACUCCGUUCAGCAGCACACCAUACACAAACAGUCACCAAUGCAACAAACAGCAACCGGUUUGUUGUAAACGAAAGUUUAUUUAUCUUAAUCAACAUACCAAUCCAAACACUUCUGCCAGUAUAUUCCCCAUCAAUUCUCUCAGCACAACACUUAACAGUAUUCAAUCCACAACAGUCAAUGUAGCACAUCCGCCAUCACUCUUCUCUAACCACCACGAAAACUAACGCGUCACUUCCCACUACACAAUUACGUCACACACUCUCACACAAACGAUACGGCUGCACAUAAAAUCUCUAACGAACAUCUUUUCCCUAUCAAACAUGACAACAACGCUCUACACAUAACAUCAGUGAUUCUCAUACCCUCGACAACUUGCAAUGUUAGCAUCUGAAUGAUAUAGAGUUGAUUCUACAGACUUGCAAUGUUAGUGUCUGAAUGAUAUAGAGUUGAUUCUACAGACUUGCAAUGUUAGUGUCUGAAUGAUUUAGAGUUGAUUCUACAGACUUUCAAUGUUAGCAUCUGAAUGAUAUAGAGUUGAUUCUACAGACUUGCAAUGUUAGUGUCUGAAUGAUAUAGAGUUGAUUCUACAGACUUGCAAUGUUAGUGUCUGAAUGAUAUAGAGUUGAUUCUACAGACUUGCAAUGUUAGUGUCUGAAUGAUAUAGAGUUGAUUCCUGGCCAUGCUAGUGUCUGAAUGAUAUUUUAUUCUACAGACUGGCCAUAUAUAUUAGUGUCUGAAUGAUUUAGAGUUUAUUCCUGGCCAUGUUAGUGUCUGAAUGAUAUUUUAUUCUACAGACUGGCCAUAUAUAUUAGUGUCUGAAUGAUAUAGAGUGGAUUCCUGGCCAUGCUAGUGUCUGAAUGAUAUAGAGUUGAUUCAUGGCCAUGUACGUGUGAGAAUGAUAUAGAGUUCAUUCAUGGCCAUGUUAGUGUCUAAAUAAUAUAGAGUUUUUUCUACAGACUGGCCAUAUAUAUUAGUGUCUGAAUGAUAUAGAGUUGAUUCCUGGCCAUGCUAGUGUCUGAAUGAUAUAGAGUUGAUUCAUGGCCAUGUAAGUGUGAGAAUGAUAUAGAGUUCAUUCAUGGCCAUGUUAGUGUCUAAAUAAUAUAGAGUUUUUUCUACAGACUGGCCAUGUUAGUGUCUGAAUGAUUGUGAUAUAAAUGUUACUUUAUUUUUCCUACAGCAAAGGUGACCCUCUUUCCUACACACUCAAGUCAUUUGUGUCCAUCAUGGAGCAUGGCAUUGUCAGUUGGGAGAUUCUGGAUCAAGAUUUCAUUAGAAAAGUUAGUUUGUCCUAAAUGUUAGAAUAGGCUAAUCCAGUGAUAAUCAAGGUGGAGGGUGCCAUACUAAAUGUUGGAAUAUUCUAAUCCAGUGAUAAUCAAGGGGGAGGGUGCUGCCCACCAGGCUGGGGGGGUGGGGGUGGGGUGGCAUUUGGUCUGUUGGAAAUACUUUUUAAAAAAAAUUUAAAUUAUAAAAAAAAGGUUAGGUCUUAAAUUUGGUUUUCAUUGUCAGUAGCAAAGAAGAGUUGACGAUGGAGGUAUUUCUUCUCCAAAUAAAGAAGAGAUUGUUUCUGUUUUUAAAACAGGUGGGCCAUAUGAACCGUGGUUAAUACAUUUAAUACAUUCAAAUUUAACUAGACCCUGUGAGCAUUCAACUCUUAAGGCUGAGAAUUUUGGGAAAGACUUGUAUAGCAUAAUGAUAUUAAAAGCUCUGAAUCAGAUGACUUUGAAGAAGUUGAAUUUUUCCUUAUGGCUAAUGUUUGUAGGUUUUGCAGCAGAUGAAAUUUUGGAGCAAAACAACAAAUACUUGAGUUCAUAUUUUAGAGUAGUUCAAAGCCAUUAUAGGAUUUUCUUUUAAUGGGUGAAAAAAUUUUUUUUUUUAAAUUUCAAUGCAGUUUUUGUAGUAGAUGAGGGGCUUAUUCAGCAAAAAUAAUUUAAUUAUGACAAUUAUCAUCAAAUGUUGUCCACCGUGAAUAGCUCCUUGUGACAUUCUCAUCACUGUAUUUGGUGGAAGGUGGUUUUUAGCAAAGAAAUAUUAUAUACCAUAUUACAAAAAUUGAUUUCCCAUGACCAGAACUCAACACGUGCCUCAAUCACAUUAAGAAUAUCUCACCAGUGUAGCCAUUAAACAUCUCAAACAUUUGCUCAAUAAUGGUCCUUAUAAGUUACUGCUGGAUUAUAGUAAUCAGAUUAUUGUGUUAGACAUCUCAAACAUUUGCUCAAUAAUGGUCCUUAUAAGUUACUGCUGGAUUAAAGUCAUCAGAUUAUUGUGUUAGACAUCUCAAACAUUUGCUCAAUAAUGGUCCUCAAAAGUUACUGUUUAAUUGUUUAAUUUACACAAUUAUAGUGUUUCAUUUGUAUUUUGAUUAAUUGUUCAGACAUAUAUUAAAACGUAACAUUUCAUUCUGUUGUUAUCUCCCAUAGAGGCUCAUAAAAAACUUUAUUCCGAAAGUGCUCAUAAUUUAUUUUAGGGGGGGGGUGGGGGGGGGGGUCGAAGCAAAAUUAUAGGACGUAAAAAAAUUGAAAAACAAAUGGUCUAAUCAAUGUUCAAUAAGACUGUCGUUGGGAGACAUCUAUGUAGAGAAGAAAUGGUCUAAUCAAUUUUCAAUAAGACUGUCAUUGGGAGACAUCUAUGUAGAGAAGAAAUGGUCUAAUCAAUUUUCAAUAAGACUGUCAUUGGGAGACAUCUAUGUAGAGAAGAAAUGGUCUAAUCAAUUUUCAAUAAGACUGUCAUUGGGAGACAUCUAUGUAGAGAAGAAAUGGUCUAAUCAAUUUUCAAUAAGACUGUCAUUGGGAGACAUCUAUGUAGAGAAGAAAUGGUCUAAUCAAUUUUCAAUAAGACUGUCAUUGGGAGACAUCUAUGUAGAGAAGAAAUGGUCUAAUCAAUUUUCAAUAAGACUGUCAUUGGGAGAAAUCUAUGUAGAGAAGAAAUGGUCUAAUCAAUUUUCAAUAAGACUGUCAUUGGGAGACAUCUAUGUAGAGAAGAAAUGUUAUGUAAUUAUUUGGAACGACAAAACUCAACCUAAAAUGAUGUAUUAGAAUUUAAAAAUGGCGUGGGUGGGGUGUGGCUGGGGCUGUUCACAAGUUAUUCAUAUUUAAUGUUUAUGCACAGAUAGAUUGUAUAUUUUUUUUCUAAUUUAGUUACAAACAUUGGUUUGCAGAUGCAAGAAUGUCUCAUCAGACAUGUAGUCUGGCUAUAAUGUGGAGUCAGCACUUCUAUAGUCCAUUUUUUACCUGCAGUCUUCCUAGACUUUGAUUAGCAUUCUAGCUGGAUUGAUAUUAUAUGAGCGAUAGCGUGUUGUCUCUACUUAACAUUAUAGUUAAAUGCCUUCAUUUCACUUCUGCGUAUUGUUUAUUUCUCUGAUUCAGGUAGCAGAAUGUGUCAAUGUUUCAGCCAAUAAUUUAGACACGCAGUGUCUUCAGUCAGCCCUUGACAUACUGGAGUCGGUUGUUCUAUAUUGGUAACUAUCAUUGGUAUACCAACUAUAUUGGUAAUAUAUUAGUACAAUCACAUACUCAGAUAAGCAUUUUUAUAAUUAUCAAAUGUUUGAUAUCAAAUUAUUAGGUGUGACAACUUCAAUUGUUGUUAUUUAGUCAUUUCUAUCCUGUCAUUUCUACACCACACCACCCACACAAAUACUACUACACCCCCAUACAGCUACUGCUACACCCCAGAACAGCUUCUGCUACACUUUAAAAACAAUUUAGUUACAUCACAGUGAUACUUUAAAAACAAUUUAGUUACAUCACAGGGAUACUUUAAAAACAAUUUAGUUACAUCACAGUGAUACUUUAAAAACAAUUUAGUUACAUCACAGUGAUACGUCAAAAACAAUUUAGUUGCAUGACAGGUAUAUUUUAAAAACAAUUUAAUAAUGUACUAAUGGAUAGAACAUGUACCCAUUGUGAGAAUCAUUGAUUUGCAUUGAAUGGAUGUUUUAUUCUUGCAUUAUGUCAAAGCUAGAGCAAGACCUUUUUGUGCUUUUGUCAAAUAUAUCUAAUGCAUUUUUUUUCAUUUCUGAUUUUUUUUUUUUCUUGCGCAGUUCGGGAAAACAAAAUGUCAUUGAGCAAGUAGUGACGCCAAUCAAUGUCAUCCCACAUUUAGAAAGGUAAGUAGUGACACCAGUCAAUUUCAUCCCACAUUUAGAAAGGUAGGGUUUUUUUACACUAUAAGCCUAGUGUUAGGACAGGUAGUCAAUGUUAUUCCACAUUCAGAGAGAUGUGUUGCAUUUUAUCCUAUUACUCUAAAAUUGGGAUAGGUAGAGACCCUCUUAAGGGUGAGUAUUUUGGCCACAUAAUUGAUAUAUAAUUAUUGCACAUGUCCUGGAAACACUGAUUGAUUCAUAGUUUGUACAUUUCCUGGCAGCACUGAUUAGUUCAUAGUUUGUACAUGUCUUGGAAGCACUUAUUUGUUCAUAGUUUGUACAUGUCUUGGAAGCACUGAUUUGUUCAUAGUUUGUACAUGUCUUGGAAGCACUGAUUUGUUCAUAGUUUGUACAUGUCUUGGAAGCACUGAUUUGUUCAUAGUUUGUACAUGUCUUAGAAGCACUUAUUUGUUCAUAGUUUGUACAUGUCUUGGCAGCACUGAUUUGUUCAUAGUUUGUACAUGUCUUGGAAGCACUGAUUUGUUCAUAGUUUGUACAUGUCUUGGAAGCACUGAUUUGUUCAUAGUUUGUACAUGUCUUGGAAGCACUGAUUUGUUCAUAGUUUGUACAUGUCUUAGAAGCACUUAUUUGUUCAUAGUUUGUACAUGUCUUGGCAGCACUGAUUUGUUCAUAGUUUGUACAUGUCUUGGAAGCACUGAUUUGUUCAUAGUUUGUACAUGUCUUGGAAGCACUUAUUUGUUCAUAGUUUGUACAUGUCUUGGAAGCACUGAUUUGUUCAUAGUUUGUACAUGUCUUGGAAGCACUGAUUUGUUCAUAGUUUGUACAUGUCUUGGAAGCACUUAUUUGUUCAUAGUUUGUACUUGUCUUGGAAGCACUGAUUUGUUCAUAGUUUGUACAUGUCUUGGAAGCACUGAUUUGUUCUUAGUUUGUACAUGUCUUGGAAGCACUGAUUUGUUCAUAGUUUGUAAAUGUCUUGGAAGCACUGAUUUGUUCAUAGUUUGUACAUGUCUUGGAAGCACUGAUUUAUUCAUAGUUUGUACAUGUCCUGGCAGCACUGAUUUGUUCAUAGUUUGUAAAUGUCUUGGAAGCACUGAUUUGUUCAUAGUUUGUACAUGAUGUACCAUCAUUAACUGAAGUGAACAUCUUUGUUUCAGCAAAAGUCAAGAUGUACAGAAAAAUGCCAUUGCCUUGAUCAAUGCACUCUUUACCAAGGCUGAUGAGAGCAAGAGAAAAGUAAGUACCAUCAAAAGAAUAGUAAGUACCAUCAAAAUAAAAGUAAGUACCAUCAUAAUAAAAGUAAGUACCAUCAUAAUAAAAGUAAGUACCAACAAAAUAAAAGUAAGUACCAUUAAAGUAAGUACCCUCAAAGUAAAGAUUACUUAGUAGAGAGGAUUUAUUUAUCUUAAUCCAUCUUUAUUUCAUGUCAACAAGUCGGUCAUAAUCAUUUCAUUUCAACAAGUCGGCUAUAAUCAUUUGAGUUUUUUUUAACUUGAUCUUCAUUCUUCUCAAACGUUGUCUACAACACAUCACUUGUUUCUUCAACAUCUUACUGUUAAUGAGAUCUUCUAAAUAACUUAGGAAUAAUAUUCAUUUUUAUUUUUCUUUCUAGAAAAUUGCUGAAAGUCUGCAGUCACAGAAGAUGAGGAAUAACAUACUCAGUGUAAGUAAAGUGGGAGAGGAAGGGAGGCGGGCUAGGAGGGAGGCGGGCUAGGAGGGAGGGAAGGGACAGAAGAUGAGGAAUAACAUACUCAGUGUAAGUAAAGUGGGGGAGGAAGGUAGGAGGGCUAGGAGGGAGGGAAGGGACAGAAGAUGAGGAAUAACAUACUCAGUGUAAGUAAAGUGGGGGAGGGAGGUAGGGUGAGAUCAGGGAUGGAGGCAGCUUGUAUGCAGGGAGAGGGUAGGCAAGGGGACAGGAGGAAGAGAGAGGGGAGGGAGGGAGGGAGGCAGGGCUGAGCUAGAGCUCAUUUUGUUACACUGAAUGGCUCCCAACUUAGAUAUUUACACCUCAGUAUGGACAAGUCCUCAACACUGACUUAGAUAUUAACACCUCAGUAUGGACAAGUCCUCAACACUGAGUUAGUUUUGGUCAAUGUCUUAGUCCUCAUUCUGAUUAAUUUAGUAAAGAGUAGAUUGAUUAUAUCAAAGUAAACUGUAUAUUGAUUACAUUGAUUAUAUCAAUAUAAACCGUAGAUUGAUUGUAUCAAGCACAGCAAAGCUUUCAAGAACUUUCGGGAAUAGUUGUUAGACACUUGUAUUUGGGGUUGUUCAGAAUGUUGAAAACAAAGCCCCCUCAUAUUUCAAUGAUCUAUUUCAGAAUGUGAUUCGUGGUGGGACCAAUGUUGGCUCAGGGAUGGCCCAUGAGCUCUAUGUGCUACAGACCUUGCUGCUCAAUCUGAAUGAAGACAGGAUGAGGAAGGGCGUUGACAUUCACGAUCCUGUAAGAAUUUGUCCCAUUUACCAAGAUAACCACCCAACAGUGUGUCCCUAUUUACCCGAGAUAACCACCCAACAGUGUGUCCCUAUUUACCCGAGAUAACCACCCAACAGUGUGUCCCUAUUUACCCGAGAUAACCACCCAACAGUGUGUCCCUAUUUACCCGAGAUAACCACCCAACAGUGUGUCCCUAUUUACCUGAGAUAACCACUCAAUAUUGUGUCCUAUUUACCCAAGAUAACCACCCAACAGUGUGUCCCUAUUUACCCGAGAUAACCACCCAACAGUGUGUCCCUAUUUACCCGAGAUAAACACUUAAUAUUGUGUCCUAUUUACCCAAGAUAACCACCCAACAGUGUGUCCCUAUUUACCCGAGAUAACCACUCAAUAUUGUGUCCUAUUUACCCAAGAUAACCACGCAACAGUGUGUCAUAUUGACCCAGAUAACCACCCAACAGCUAGUCCCUAUUUACCCAAGAUAACCAUCUAACAGUUUGUCAUAUUGACCCAAGAUAACCAUCUAACAGUUUGUCGUAUUGACCCAAGAUAACCACUCAACAGUGUGUCGUAUUGACCCAGAUAACCACCCAACAGCUAAAAACAUAAUCUUAUCCUGCCACAUAUUGAAACAGUUUCAAGAUCUCUAAUGUAAAUCAUUUAAAGUCAAGAUAAUUAUCUGACUGGGUUUUAAAGUUUUACUUAUCAAAAGUUAUCAGAAGAGUUGUUACCAUCAGGAUAUUUAAUAUACUUGUCGGUUCCAUAAAAAACCCAAUGGGACUAACAACUGAGUUUGCAGAAUGACGUCAAUACAAUCAGUUUCAAAGGAGUGCCUCUGCCCCCCACUAUAAAGAGACGGGAACAUUGAUUCACAUUGUCAAUAAGUAUUGACAAUUUCAAUGCUAUUCACACUGUCAAUGCUAUUCACAUUGUCAAUACUAUUCACACUGUCAAUACUAUUCACACUGUCAAUACUGUUCACAUUGUCAAUACUAUUCACACUGUCAAUACUAUUCAUACUGUCAAUACUAUUCACACUGUCAAUACUAUUCACACUGUCAAUACUAUUCACACUGUCAAUACUAUUCACACUGUCAAUACUAUUCACACUGUCAAUACUAUUGACACUGUCAAUGGUAUUCAGACUGUCAAUGCUAUUCACAUUGUCAAUGCUAUUCACACUGCCAAUGUCAUUCACACUGUCAAUGCUAUUCACACUGUCAAUGCUAUUCACACUGUCAAUGCUAUUCACACUGUCAAUGCUAUUCACACUGUCAAUGCCAUUCACACUGUCAAUGCCAUUCACACUGUCAGUACUAUUCACAUUGUCAAUACUAUUCACACUGUCAAUGCUAUUCAAACCGUCAAUGCUAUUCACACUGUCAAUACUAUUCACAUUGUCAAUGCUAUUCACACUGCCAAUUCUAUUCACACUGUCAAUACUAUUCACACUGUCAAUGCUAUUCACACUGUCAAUGCUAUUCACACUGCUAAUGCUAUUCAACUGUCAAUGCUGUUCACGUUCAGUUCUUCUGAUACACAAGUUGUAGGAAGUAAACAUUGGCCAAAUCGUCCCAGUCAAUAAGUCGAGAUUACUAUGACCAUCUGAAGUGAAAUAUUUUAACUCAUUGUUUUCAGGCCAUUAAUCGAGAAAUCGAAGAGCUUCGCCGCAUUGCCUUCGAUGUUGAAGGGGACCCAAAUAUCAAUACCGUUCGUAAAUCACAGAACUCAUCCAAAGAAUACAAGAAACUGGGAUUUGAGGUAUUUCUAGUAAUCCAAUGAAGCAAAAAAAAAAAAGGUUUUGUGGUCACUUUUUGGACAGACCAUUUCACAAGUUUAUCAACUAAAAAACUUCUUUUUUUAAAUUGAGCCUUCCACAAUCCUUUACUUUAUUCAACCAAAUUAGUCUUUCUAUUUAUAUGGCAUCCUCCCGUCUUCACGAGACGAUGGAGUAACUAUGUAGUCCUACACUUUGACGAGUGGCUCACUAGGCCAAUCCUAGAAUGACAAUCUCGACUCCAUUUCUCGCUGGAGAAUAUUGAUUCCUGGUAAGAUCUUGACUUCCGUAUUGUUAAUUUCAUUGCAAGGGCCUCGUUUCGCGUAUCUUCUGCCUUUUUUACUCCUUCAUACAUUGCUCUUCGCCAGCUGGAAUGUUGUUCAGCAAUGAGCUCCCAUUCGUUGUUUUCAAUAGUCUUCUAUAGGCCAUUCAAUGCCUGCCAUUUUAUUAAUAAAUAUAUAUGCACAGUAACAUAUAAAAGUGCAAGGCAGAUUCAGAUGGCUUUCUUGGAGACAGUUUGUUAAAAUACAUACAUCCAAUAUGUUUUAUUUUAAGUAGCAAAAUUAUUUGUCGAUAAGUUGUUUCUAAAUAUCAAAACUGAGUAACAAAAUAUUUUGAUUGCUGUAUGUUUUCAGAAUGCCAACCCAAUAGAGGACUUUGUUGCCGCCCCUCCUGGUAUAUUAGCAUUAGACGUUAUGUUGUACUUUGCUCGUAAUCAUGGAGAAAACUAUGUCAAGGUCAGGCAUUGCUUUACUUUUGAAAAUUCUAAACUGUUAAGCUUGUACUUAAAUAAAUGCAUUAGUACAUUAAAUAGUUUCAAGUGAUUAGGAUGUAAUGGUAUGUUUUUUUUAUGAGUGCUCUAAAGUAUCCAAGAACUUCCCCAUUUGCUGGCGUAAUUUUAUGUUAACGGCUGGUCCCGAAAUUUAAUGACCUAGAUGGAUUGGUACAUACUUAUGAGCUUCAGAAGAAAUGACAUCAAGGUGACCAAAAUGACAUCUUUGGUUUUGCUUUGGUUUUGAAAUUUCCAAUAAUGUAGAUUGAUUGGACUAAGAUGUAGAUUACAUACUCACUCUGUAUAUAUAUAUAUGGCAGCCUUCCGUCCUCACUAGAUGAUGGAGCAGCUUAUUGACACAUCAUCAAAUGGCUUAAGAGGCCACCCCUUGAAUAGAGGACUCGACUCGUCUUCACUUCUUGCAGGAGAACCUUGACUUCCGGCUAACUUUGAUCUUCCGUAAUGCUCUUUUGGUUUGCAAGGGCUUUUCUCGCCCGCAUCUUCUGGGGGUUUUGAUUCUCUCAUGCAUUGCCGUUUGCCAUCUGGAACAGUGCUCAUCGAUGAUCUCCCAUUCGUCAAUUUCUAUGUUGGCUUCCCUCAAGUGCCUUUUGAAAACGUCCUUAAAUCACAGCUGGGGCUGUCCAAUAAGUCUUCCCCCCCCCCUCUGCAUAGUCUCAAUACACGUUCUGGAACCAGCUCCCCUUCCAUAUCCGUCAUUGUGAAACUUCGUCCACUUUCAAAAAGUCCCUUAAAACCCAUCUGUUUAGGUCCGCCUAUGACCUGUGAUGCACCCUCCUUGCCCUGCCUCAUUUUCUGUCUCGGGUUGAUCCUGUAGUAAAGGCCAAAACGUGCCAAAGUGUCCUCGUUUUAUAGCCAUUUUAAUUGUUUCUAUAGUAUAGUAGUUACUAUCCUAGUGUCUCAUUUUUAUUUUACUUAGUUUAUAUGUUUUCAAUAAUUGUAAAGCGCUUAGAGCUUUAAGGGAAGCGCUAUAUAAAAAUGCCUAAAUAAAUAAAUACAGCAUAUUCAUUGGAAUACAGACGUUCUCCAUUUUACUUACAUGGCCUAACUAGCUCUUGUUAAGAGAGGAAAACAUGCUACACAUUUUGGUAUGUUCCAAAACUUCUGUGAUAGGCCCUUUGUCCCGCCAUUAAAUUCAUUAAAUGUGACGCAGUCAUCUUUGGUGGAAGCUGUUCAGUUUCCGCUCAUGACUGGCAUAUGUGGUCCAUAAGCUGUUGAGUGACAGCUCAUGACUGACAUAUGUGGUCCAUAAGCUGUUGAGUGACUGCUCAUAACUGGCAUAUGUGGUCCAUAAGCUGUUAAGUUUCCGCUCAUGACUGGCAUUGUGGUCCACAAGCUGUUGAGUUUCUGCUCAUGACUGACAUAUGUGGUCCAUAAGCUGUUGAGUUUCUGCUCAUGACUGGCAUAUGUGGUCCACAAGCUGUUGAGUUUCUGCUCAUGACUGGCAUAUGUGGUCCACAAGCUGUUGAUUUUCUGCUCAUGACUGGCAUAUGUGGUCCACAAGCUGUUGAGUUUCCGCUCAUGACUGGCAUAUGUGGUCCACAAGCUGUUGAGUUUCUGCUCAUGACUGGCAUAUGUGGUCCACAAGCUGUUGAGUUUCCGCUCAUGACUGGCAUAUGUGGUCCAUAAGCUGUUAAGUUUCUGCUCAUGACUGGCAUUGUGGUCCACAAGCUGUUCAGUUUCUGCUCAUGACUGACUUGUGGUCCACAAGCUGUUGAGUUUCCGCUCAUGACUGGCAUAUGUGGUCCACAAGCUGUUGAGUGACUGCUCAUGACUGGCAUAUGUGGUCCACAAGCUGUUGAGUGACUGCUCAUAACUGGCAUAUGUGGUCCAAACUUCAAGUCAAUUAGGAUGAAAUGGAAUGCUUCAUAUUCCAUAUACUACUCUGUAGAAUUCAGUAAACCAGUGAUAAAAUCAUUUUAAUUUAAUAAAUCAAUAUAUUACAUAUACACAAAGAAAUCAAUAUAUAAUAAUAAUAAUAAUAAAGUUUAUUUGAAAAACACGCUUCAUCCCCAAAAGCUCGAAGCGCGAUACAAAGUCAACCAUAUUAAAAAGAGAAAUAAAAACAAUCUAAAAUUAACACAUUUAAAAACAGACGCAACAAUAUAAAACUACAUACGAGCAUACCAAGUCAAAGUCUUUCAUCCCGUUUCAACCAUAAGCAACACAAGCCAAUAUACAUUGACUGAAAAAGAUGGUAGAUAGCAUCAUCCCAGAAGGUGUUUGCGAAAUAGAUGUGUUUUUAAAUCGGUUUUAAAGGACUCCAGUGUCUUGCUGUUUCUGAGAGCGACUGGAAGGGCGUUCUAAAUUGUUGGGCCGGCAAAUGCAAAAGUGCGCUUUCUGUAAGUCUCAAGGCGAACACACGGUAUCGAUAUUUUGGCACUAUCGGAUGAGCGGAGCUCUCUAGUGUGUACAUAAGGCGUCAUGAGUGCUUUGAGAUAAGAUGACGCCAGGUCAUGUAAGCAGCGGUAGCACAAAGUUGCAAUUUUGUACUCUAUAUCAUUUAUAUAUAUACAAAUAAAUGAAAAUAUUAUAUAUAUACAAAGAAAUCAAUAUAUUAUAUAUAUAUAAAUAAUUCAAUUUAUAAUAUUUAUAUACAAAUAAAUCAAUAUCUUAUAUAUACACCCGUUUGUAUUGGGAUGUUGGUAAAAACAAUAGGUAAAAAUCUCAAUUACCUUAUUGACUGAAGCUAUGAGCUUGAUUUGUUGAAAAAUUAGUUGUUGGUUUCAGCUCAACUAGGCAUUCUAUGGGAAAACGUGUUGAUACUAAUAGAUUGAUUUUGUUGAUACUAAUAGAUUUAUUUUGUUGAUACUGAUAGAUUUAUUUUAAUUAGUCUAUCUACUAAUGCUAAUUGAUUUAUUGUAUGAAAAAUUUCCUUUCAGGUUGUCUUAGAAAAUUGUACUAGAGAAGAUGACCAUGACUGCCCAUUUGUGCAAGCCAGUAAAAUGCUCACCAAAAUCCUGUGUGAAAUUCUUAAAGUCGGAGAGCCACGUAAGUAAUGGAUAGACAUAUUCUUUAUUUUUAACAUAUCAUCAUCACUGUAAAAAUUCUCAAACUCUGAAACCACAAAAAUGGAGCCAAGGAUUUAAGGACCGGUACCAAGUGCAGACCUGCUAAAUUUUACAAUUGUUGGGGCACUAUGUACGAUUUUGAUGUGCUAUUUGCUAUUGUGUACCAAGACCUGUCAGAGCUAUGAUUUUAAUGUGCUAUUUGCUAUUGUGUCCCCAGACCUUUCAGAGCUAUGAUUUUAAUGUGCUAUUUGCUAUUGUGUCCCCAGACCUUUCAGAGCUAUGAUUUUAAUGUGCUAUUUGCUAUUGUGUCCCCAGACCUUUCAGAGCUAUGAUUUUAAUGUGCUAUUUGCUAUUGUGUCCCCAGACCUUUCAGAGCUAUGAUUUUAAGCGACAGGGUUGAAAGAAUAUAUCUUGGUAGUUGUUAUCACUUAAAAAAAAACAAAUUAACCUUUCUCUGUUGUUAGCUUCAGCUCCUUUCUGCAUCUGGUGGUCAUAUGAGACAUAUGAUUGUUUGGGGACCAUUCAUAAUUAUAUUACAUACGCAAUGAAUGGUAGAGGGGUUGGUGUUGACUAAGGAGCGUACGUGUGUGUAUGGGAGAGUGCAAGGUAUAGGUGUCAAAAUAUUUAAAAGGCUAUAAAAUAAAACUGCCAUACAAUUAGUAGCCAUUUGCUUUAAGUUUGCUUCAGUGUUGUGUGACAUCAUUUUGUGACAUCAUUACUUUGUUCUUUACUCAACUGCAAUUGUGAAAAUGGAAAAAACUUCUGAUUUUUUUUCAUUUUUUAAAUGCAUUCUCCACCAUUCCACACAGCAGCAUUAGAUUUAAUACUUUUAUAAGAUCUGGUAGGCGACAUUUGAAAUCUAUUUCUAGAAGUUACUAAGCAGCUGUAUCCAUUUAAUACCCCUGUUUUCUUCCAACACUUCUCUUCCCUUCUCCCAAAACAGCUUGUGGUAAUGCAGGUGUGGCCUACCCACUGCCCACCAUGUUAAAUAUCGUGGCCCGGUGGAUGUGUUCAAAUUAACUUAUUUCUUCAUUCAAUUUCAAUUAGUGAUUAUUUUCAUUCAUGACAUAAAAAAAUGAUCUGAAAUAUAUAUGUGGCAAUGUGCCACUUUUUGUAACUGCAGUUAUGUAACAUUUUUAUAUGUGGCUGGGUGCCACAGUGACAGGGUGCCGCCUAUGGGGCAAAGAAGCACGCUCCUGUGGCACGAUUUGUCACCCCAGGCGUGUUCACAUUCACUGAUAUGGGUGCUCCUGUCCCAUGGGGGACUGGUGAACAGCUCAUGACGUGGACAUCAUUGUGACUACAUAAGGCAGGUGGGAUUUAAACCCAGGACUUGUGUUUUUCUGAGCUGUGAUCGAGUAGUCAGCUGUGUCCGAUACUGACUGUGCACUUUGAUAUUGUAUGUGAAACCGAUACUUCGAGUCAGCUGCGUGUGUGAGAGAUUUGACUGUCUGUUCAACAGCUUGUACCUCAAGAAUAAAAGCUCUAGUUCCAGACUUGCAUUUCAUUGUUUGUGUCUUUAAACUGUACUAGCACAAGGCUACAUAUAAACAUCAUUUUUCUUUAUGGUACAUGCCAUUGCGGUGUACCCACCAUUGCGUUGUACCGGCCCUUCAUUUUGGUGUACCCACCAUUGCGGUGUACCGGCCCUUUAAUUGGACUGAUUAAAAUAAAAAAUGAUUGAAAUAAGUAAUUUUAAAUAUACAUUUUUUAAAAUAUUUAGUAGCUACAAAAAUAAAACUGAUUUAUAUCAACACAGCCAGCUAGAGGGAACCGAACCAAGUUUUCCACAAGAUUUACGAUUAAGUGUCAAAUGACACUAAACUAUUAAGUUUUACGCAAAACCGCAACCCUGCAUUCUGAAGUGAUAAAAAAAUUCUGGGGAAGAGCAGAGCUCGGGUGACUUUGGCGGUCAUCUUGGAUUUACACAUUCCCACGUCAUCAUUGAAUAUCAAAGUGGCAAAGACUUGGUUAGGUGACUUUUCUUAGACAUACGAUGCUGAUAUUUUUGUAUUUAUUUAUUUAUUUAGGCAUUUUUAUAUAGCGCUUACCUUAAAGCUCUAAGCACUUUACAAUUAUUAAAAACAUGUGAACUAACUAAAAUAAAAAUGAGACAUUAGGAUAGUAACUACUAUACUAAAGAAACAAUUAAAAUGGCUAUAAAACGAGGACACUUUGGCACGUUUUGGCCUAUAUUACAGGAUUAACCCGAGACAGAAAAUGAGGAAGGGCAAGAAAAGAGUAUCACAGGUCAUAGGCGGACCUAAACAGAUGGGUUUUAAGGGACAUUUUAAUUAUAAUGUUUGUUUAUUUCUGUACUAUUAAGAUACGGUAUUGUUAGAUUUUUAGAUGUUAAAGAACUAUUCUGAAAUGUUAUCAUUCUAUUUUGUGAGUUGCACGGUCACCAGGCCUGCAAGUGUUGGGCAAGUGGCUUGCCAAGUAGGGUUUUAUAUGUCAAAGUUGUCUAUUAAACAGAAUCAUUGAAAUAUCUUAUUAUUUACCGAGCAUUCACCCGACCAGAACUAGGAUAUGAAAUAUGACUUAAUAGUAUAGGGGAGAUAAUACAUUAUUUAAUUUCAAUUGGGAAGGUUUAAAAGGUAAAGGUUUUCCCCCUUUGGUCUGACACAAGAUUUAAGUGUACAACACAAAACAUUUGACAUUUGUGUAAUACCUUGGUCAUGCCUGUAAUAACCUGGUAAUAUGUGUUAUACAUUUAUCAUGUGUAAAACUUUGCAUAUGUAAUAUAUUUGUCAUAUGUUAUACAGCUAUCAAAUUUGCUUGUUAUAACACAAUAUGUCAAUUUAUAAAUAUGUUUAUUUGUGGUAUGUUUUCCUAUAAAGUUUAAAAACAUAUAACCCUAACUCUAACACUUACCCUCACCAUAACCACAUUUCAAAACAAAGAACCUGUCAUUAAAAAUCCAAUUUUUUAGAAUAACAUCUGCUUCCAUUUCAGCAUCUGAUGACGGAGAGACCUACCACAUUAAUUAUGUUCUUAAUAACAUCUGCUUCCUUUUCAGCAUCUGAUGACAGAGAGACCUACCACAUUAAUUAUGUUCUUAAUAACAUCUGCUUCCUUUUCAGCAUCUGAUGACGGAGAGACCUACCACAUUAAUUAUGUUCUUAAUAACAUCUGCUUCCUUUUCAGCAUCUGAUGACAGAGAGACCUACCACAUUAUGUUCUUAAUAACAUCUGCUUCCAUUUCAGCAUCUGAUGACAGAGAGACCUACCACAUUAUGUUCUUAAUAACAUCUGCUUCCAUUUCAGCAUCUGAUGACGGAGAGACCUACCACAUUAUGUUCUUAAUAACAUCUGCUUCCUUUUCAGCAUCUGAUGACAGAGAGACCUACCACAUUAAUUAUGUUCUUAAUAACAUCUGCUUCCAUUUCAGCAUCUGAUGACAGAGAGACCUACCACAUUAAUUAUGUUCUUAAUAACAUCUGCUUCCUUUUCAGCAUCUGAUGACAGAGAGACCUACCACAUUAAUUAUGUUCUUAAUAACAUCUGCUUCCUUUUCAGCAUCUGAUGACGGAGAGACCUAUCACAUUGUGUUCUUAAUAACAUCUGCUUCCAUUUCAGCAUCUGAUGAUGGAGAGACCUACCACAUUAAUUAUGUUCUUAAUAACAUCUGCUUCCUUUUCAGCAUCUGAUGACGGAGAGACCUACCACAUUAUGUUCUUAAUAACAUCUGCUUCCAUUUCAGCAUCUGAUGACGGAGAGACCUACCACAUUAUGUUCUUAAUAACAUCUGCUUCCAUUUCAGCAUCUGAUGACGGAGUGACCUACUACAUUAUGUUCUUAAUAACAUCUGCUUCCGUUUCAGCAUCUAAUGACGGAGAGACCUACCACAUUAUGUUCUAAUAACAUCUGCUUCCAUUUCAGCAUCUGAUGAUGGAGAGACCUACUACAUUAUGUUCUUAAUAACAUCUGCUUCCAUUUCAGCAUCUGAUGAUGGAGAGACCUACUACAUUAUGUUCUUAAUAACAUCUGCUUCCAUUUCAGCAUCUGAUGAUGGAGAGACCUACUACAUUAUGUUCUUAAUAACAUCUGCUUCCAUUUCAGCAUCUGAUGAUGGAGAGACCUACUACAUUAUGUUCUUAAUAACAUCUGCUUCCAUUUCAGCAUCUGAUGAUGGAGAGACCUACUACAUUAUGUUCUUAAUAACAUCUGCUUCCAUUUCAGCAUCUGAUGACGGAGAGACCUACCACAUUAUGUUCUUAAUAACAUCUGCUUCCAUUUCAGCAUCUGAUGAUGGAGAGACCUACUACAUUAUGUUCUUCACACAUGACAAACCCUUUGAGGAGUUUUUCUGCAUCUGCAUCCAACUGUUGAAUAAAACCUGGAGGGAGAUGAAGGCGACGUCCGAUGACUUUCAAAAAGUAGGAUACUAUUACCUCCUUUUCUAAAUGACAAUUAUGUGAAAACAAUAUGUGGUCAACACCUCACCACCAACCCCCACUCAUGGGUAAACCAUAUGUGGUCAACACCUCACCACCAACCCCCACUCAUGGGUAAACCAUAUGCGGUCAACACCUCACGACCAACCCCCACUCAUGGAUAAACAAUAUAUGGUCAACCCAUCACAACUAACCCCCACUCUUGUGUAAACAAUAUGUCAACCCUUCACCACUAAUCCCCACUACAUAGUGAGGCAUAAGAAAAUAGAUGAACCUUGAUUUAUAUGGUGUACAUUUUGAAAAGAAAAAAUACAUAUAUUGCAUAUUUUUUUGGCUACAUCCAUUCAAUUUUACUUGUUUGGUAUAAACUGGGGUCACAUGUGUGGGUUCAAAGCUGUAAACAUUUCUGGCAUACCAGUCAUACUGUCAAUGUCAAAGCAGACCACUCAUACACCUUGUCACUGUCAAAGCAGACCACUCAUACUGUCAAUGACAAAGCAGACCACUCAUACUGUCAAUGACAAAGCAGACCACUCAUACUGUCAAUGACAAAGCAGACCACUCAUACUGUCAAUGACAAAGCAGACCACUCAUACAGUCAAUGACAAAGCAGACCACUCAUACAUCUUGACUAUGUCAAAGCAGACCACUCUCGCCUAGUUUCGCAUACACCUAUUUAAUGUCAGUCUUAUUACCACUACUUUCUGAUGUAAGUCUUAGUAAAAAAAAAUGAGUGCAGAAAUUAUUGAAUAUGUACUGUAGAAUGGAUAGUGUACAGAUAUUAGAAUCGAUAGUGCAUAGACAGUCGAAUGGAGAAUAUAAAGACAUUAGAUUUGAUAGAAUAUAGACUUUUGACUUGAUAGAAUAUAGACAGGAUCAUUGAUAUUAAAAAGACAUUAGAAUUUGUAGUAUAUAUACAGUAGAAUGGAUGGAAUAUAGACAGUAGAAUGGAUGGAAUAUAGACAGUAGAAUGGAUGGAAUAUAGACAGUAGAAUGGAUGGAAUAUAGACAGUAGAAUGGAUGGAAUAUAGACAGUAGAAUGGAUGGAAUAUAGACAGUAGAAUGGAUGGAAUAUAGACAGUAGAAUGGAUGGAAUAUAGACAGUAGAAUGGAUGGAAUAUAGACAGUAGAAUGGAUGGAAUAUAGACAGUAGAAUGGAUGGAAUAUAGACAGUAGAAUGGAUGGAAUAUAGACAGUAGAAUGGAUGGAAUAUAGACAGUAGAAUGGAUGGAAUAUAGACAGUAGAAUGGAUGGAAUAUAGACAGUAGAAUGGAUGGAAUAUAGACAGCAGAUGGAUGGUAUAUAGACAGCAGUAUGGAUGGUAUAUAGACAGCAGUAUGGAUGGUAUAUAGACAGCAGUAUGGAUGGUAUAUAGACAGCAGUAUGGAUGGUACAUAGACAGCAGUAUGGAUGGUAUAUAGACAGCAGUAUGGAUGGUAUAUAGACAGCAGUAUGGAUGGUAUAUAGACAGCAGUAUGGAUGGUAUAUAGACAGCAGAAUGGAUGGUAUAUAGACAGCAGAAUGGAUGGUAUAUAGACAGCAGAAUGGAUGGUAUAUAGACAGCAGUAUUUCACCAACAACUUUAGAAAAACAAAAGAAAUAUUAGGCACCAAACGCACUUGUGAUUUUUAUUUUUAUACAAAUUUUGGGGGGGGGGGGGGGGGUUUUGGUGUGUGUAAUUUUUCAUCAUGUUCCCCAGGAAAAACAUAUUUUUUAUGGGUGGGGGCCGAAAAUUUAAAAGAAUGUGUUGUCAUCUGCAACGAGCCCAUGUGCCAAGUUUCAGCUCAAUAGGUUGAUGGGAAGUGGAUCAAUUAGCCAUCCUAAGAUUUUGCCAGCCAGCCACCCAUAACCAAAAGCAAAGUUAAGAUAAAGGCUUGAAAUAGGACAAGCAGGCUUGAGAGACUUUGCUAUACAGAGUUGCAUCUAUAGGCCCUUCCUUUUUUAAAAAACGCACUUUGGCCAUGUUUGUCUCACAAAAUACUUUAAAAAAACUUUAACUCCAAUUUUUAAAACGGUUUUAACAUUAUAACCAACGUCCAAAUCUAUACAAACAUAAUAAAAUCAGAAUUAGACUAGUCAGUGUAUUAGAUUGAAACCGUCGAGGAGGGUCACAUUAUAGAUAUGAGAAUGGGGAAAACAUGCCGGCUGCAUUAACACUAAACUUUGCUGUCAUGUAGAGGACUGCAAAAUAUUGCAAAUGGCCUGCGGGCCAAGAGUUUGAGACCCCUGGUCAAAACCAAUAGUCUCGGUAAGCAUUGGUACUGAGCCAUGGGGAUAGGGGGUGAUAACUAAUUGGUACUGAGCCAUGGGGAUUGGGGGUGAUAACUAAUUGGUACUGAGCCAUGGGGAUUGGGGGUGAUAACUAAUUGGUACUGAGCCAUGGGGAUUGGUGGUGAUAACUAAUUGGUACUGAGCCAUGGGGAUUGGGGGUGAUAACUAAUUGGUACUGAGCCAUGGGGAUUGGUGGUGAUAACUAAUUGGUACUGAGCCAUGGGGAUUGGGGGUGAUAACUAAUUGGUACUGAGCCAUGGGGAUUGGGGGUGAUAACUAAUUGGUACUGAGCCAUGGGGAUUGGUGGUGAUAACUAAUUGGUACUGAGCCAUGGGGAUUGGGGGUGAUAACUAAUUGGUACUGAGCCAUGGGGAUUGGUGGUGAUAACUAAUUGGUACUGAGCCAUGGGGAUUGGUGGUGAUAACUAAUUGGUGCUGAGCCAUGGGGAUUGGUGGUGAUAACUAAUUGGUACUGAGCCAUGGGGAUUGGGGGUGAUAACUAAUUGGUACUGAGCCAUGGGCAUUGGUGGUGAUAACUAAUUGGUACUGAGCCAUGGGGAUGGGGGGUGAUAACUAAUUGGUACUGAGCCAUGGGGAUUGGUGGUGAUAACUAAUUGGUACUGAGCCAUGGGGAUUGGUGGUGAUAACUAAUUGGUACUGAGCCAUGGGGAUUGGGGGUGAUAACUAAUUGGUACUGAGCCAUGGGGAUUGGUGGUGAUAACUAAUUGGUACUGAGCCAUGGGGAUUGGGGGUGAUAACUAAUUGGUACUGAGCCAUGGGGAUUGGNGACACAAUUCAUCACUCUAUCUCUGCAACCCAUGGCUGUAGUUUGUCCUAUGACAGACACAAUUCAUCACUCUAUCUCUGCAACCCAUGGCUGUAGUUUGUCCUAUGACAGACACAAUUCAUCACUCUAUCUCUGCAACCCAUGGCUGUAGUUUGUCCUAUGACAGACACAAUUCAUCACUCUAUCUCUGCAACCCAUGGCUGUAGUUUGUCCUAUGACAGACACAAUUCAUCACUCUAUCUCUGCAACCCAUGGCUGUAGUUUGUCCUAUGACAGACACAAUUCAUCACUCUAUCUCUGCAACCCAUGGCUGUAGUUUGUCCUAUGACAGACACAAUUCAUCACUCUAUCUCUGCAACCCAUGGCUGUAGUUUGUCCUAUGACAGACACAAUUCAUCACUCUAUCUCUGCAACCCAUGGCUGUAGUUUGUCCUAUGACAGACACAAUUCAUCACUCUAUCUCUGCAACCCAUGGCUGUAGUUUGUCCUAUGACAGACACAAUUCAUCACUCUAUCUCUGCAACCCAUGGCUGUAGUUUGUCCUAUGACAGACACAAUUCAUCACUCUAUCUCUGCAACCCAUGGCUGUAGUUUGUCCUAUGACAGACACAAUUCAUCACUCUAUCUCUGCAACCCAUGGCUGUAGUUAGUCCUAUGACAAACACAAUUCAUCACUCUAUCUCUGCAACCCAUGGCUGUAUUUUGUCCCAUGACAGACACAAUUCAUCACUCUAUCUCUGCAACCCAUGGCAGUAGUUUGUCCUAUGACCCUAAGGGAGACAAUUAAUUUAUUAUUAAUAUAAAUAAGUGGUCCUUAAAAUGGCUUAGGCUGAACACUAAGUCUUUUAUGGCCAGAUGAAGGGUUGAUACCAACAAAAGUAUAAAGUUUUACAGGGAAAAAUAGAAUGUCGGCGUGGAGUUGACCAAUGUUAAGUUUUACAUUGUGGGAGCAUAUUUAUACCACGUGGUCAUACGGAGUUGUCCAUGUGGUCAUAGGGAGUUGUCUAUGUCAUAGGGAGUUGUCUAUGUCAUAGGGAGUUGUCCAUGUCAUAGGGAGUUGUCUAUGUCAUAGGGAGUUGUCUAUGUCAUAGGGAGUUGUCUAUGUCAUAGGGAGUUGUCUAUGGGGUCAUAGGGAGUUGUCUAUGUCAUAGGGAGUUGUUUAUGUCAUAGGAAGUUGUCUAUGUGGUCAUAGGGAGUUGUCUAUGUGGUCAUAGGGAGUUGUCCAUGUCAUAGGGAGUUGUCUAUGUCAUAGGAAGUUGUCUAUGUGGUCAUAGGGAGUUGUCUAUGUGGUCAUAGGGAGUUGUCCAUAUGGUCAUAGGGAGUUGUCUAUAUGGUCAUAGGGAGUUGUCCAUAUGGUCAUAGGGAGUUGUCUAUAUGGUCAUAGGGAGUUGUGUAUGUGGUCAUAGGGAGGUGUCCAUGUGGUCAUAGGGAGUUGUCUAUGUGGUCAUAGGGAGUUGUCGAUGUGGUCAUAGGGAGUUGUCUAUGUGGUCAUAGGGAGUUGUCCAUAUGGUCAUAGGGAGUUGUCUAUAUGGUCAUAGGAAGUUGUCUAUGUGGUCAUAGGGAGUUGUCCAUGUGGUCAUAGGGAGUUGUCCAUGUGGUCAUAGGGAGUUGUCCAUGUGGUCAUAGGGAGUUGUCCAUGUGGUCAUAGGGAGUUGUCCAUGUGUUCAUAGGGAGUUGUCCAUGUGGUCAUAGGGAGUUGUCCAUGUGGUCAUAGGAAGGGUUACAUGUGGUCGUAAGGGCGACAGGGAGUAGAGCGGACAGUGUGGUGAUAUGGCGCUUAUGUGGCUAUAGGGAUUUGACACCAUGUGAUGAGAAUGAGACCAUGUGAUGAGAAUGAGACCAUGUGAUGAGAAUGAGACCAUGUGAUGAGAAUGAGACCAUGUGAUGAGAAUGAGACCAUGUGAUGAGAAUGAGACCAUGUGAUGAGGUUAAGACUAUAUUAUAAGUACAAGGUCAUGUAAUGAGAAGGUGACUAAUGAGAUGUGAUUGAGACCAUGUAAUGAGAAUGAGACCCGGUAAUGAGAAUAAAACCAUGUGUUGAGAGUGUGUUUGAGACCAUGUGAUGAGAGUGUGCUUGAGACCAUGUGAUAAGAGUGUGCUUGAAACCAUAUGAUGAGGGUGUGCUUGAGACCAUGUGAUGAGGGUGUGCUUGAGACCAUGUGAUGAGGGUGUGCUUGAUAUCAUGUGAUGAGGAUGUGCUUGAGACCAUGUGAUGAGGGUGUGCUUGAUAUCAUGUGAUGAGGAUGUGCUUGAGACCAUGUGAUGAGGGUGUGCUUGAUAUCAUGUGAUGAGGGUGUGCUUGAGACCUUGUGAUGAGGGUGUGCUUGAGACCUUGUGAUGAGGGUGUGCUUGAGACCUUGUGAUGAGGGUGUGCUUGAGACCUUGUGAUGAGGGUGUGCUUGAGACCUUGUGAUGAGAGUGUGCUUGAGACCUUGUAAUGAGGAUGUGCUUGAGACCUUGUGAUAUGGAUGUGCUUGUGAUCUUGUGAUGAGAGUGUACUCAAAAUGCGUUAAUUGAUUCCAGCCAGUUUAGCUCUGCCCUAAUUAUCUAGCCUGCCCAACGUAGUGUGUGUGUGUGCACACACGCGUCACACCAUUGAUAAGAUGAACCCCGAGCAACAUGUAAGUCUGGUUGAUUUCAUUGGUUACACAUACUGUCUUACUUACUAUCUAUCCACACUGUGCUUUGUACAACUGCUGAUACAUACUGCCUAACUUACUCUGUGCAAUGUUUGUUUUACUAUACAAAAUACUGUCUAACUGUAUCUCCUUUAAAAUUAAAGAUUCAUUUACUUAGUCCAAUCAGAUAUUCAGUUAUUUUAAAACACUCAAAAGUUUUUAUACGUCAAUGAAAGAAUUGAUGGCGAGAGUACGUGAUGAGUACUUCAAUUACUGUACUCUGUAUAUUUCAUUCCAAGUUGUACUUUGUAUAGUUCAUUCCAAGUUGUACUUUGUAUAGUUUAUUUCAAGUUGUACUUUGUGUAGUUUAUUCCAAGUUCUACCUUGCAUAGUUCAUUCCAAGUUGUAUUUGGUAUAGUUCAUUCCAAGUUGUACUUUCUAUAGUUCAUUUCAAGUUGUACUUUGUGUAGUUUAUUCCAAGUUGUACCUUGUAUAGUUCAUUCCAAGUUGUACUUUGUAUAGCACAUUCCAAGUUGUACUUUGUAUAGUUCAUUCCAAGUUGUACUUUGUAUAACCGUAUAGUUCAUUCCAAGUUGUACUUUGUAUAACCAACCGUAUAGUUCAUUCCAAGUUGUACUUUGUAUAACCGUAUAGUUCAUUCCAAGUUGUACUUUGUAUAACCAUAUAGUUUAUUCCAAGUUGCACUUUAUAUAAACCAUUCCAAGUUGUACUUUGUAUAACUCAUUCCAAGUUGUAUUUUGUAUAGUUCAUUCCAAGCUGUACUUUGUGUAGUUCAUUCCAAGAUCUACAUUGUAUAGUUCAUUCCAAGUUUUAUUUGAUAUAGUUCAUUCCAAGUCGUACUUUCUAUAGUUCAUUUCAAGUUGUACUUUGUGUAGUUCAUUCCAAGUUGUACUUUGCAUAACCGUAUAGUUCAUUCCAAGUUGAACUUUUCAUCUUCAUUCCAAGUUGUAUUUUGUAUAGUUCAUUUCAAGCUGUACUUUCUAUAGUUCAUUCCAAGUUGUGCUUUGUCUAGUUAAUUCCUAGUUGUACUUUCUAUAGUUCAUUCUAAGAUGUGCUUUGUCUAGUUAAUUCCAAAUUGUCUUUUGUAUAGUUCAUUUCAAGCUGUACUUUCUUUAGUUCAUUCCAAAUUGUACUUUGUGUAGCUCAUUCCAAGUUGUACUUUGCAUCGUUCAUUCCAAAUUGUACUUUGUGUAGUUCAUUCCAAGUUGUACUUUGUAUAACCCAUUCCAAGUUGUAUUUUGUAUAGUUCAUUCCAAGCUGUACUUUGUAUAACUCAUUCCAAUUUGUACUUUGUAUAGUUCAUUCCAAGUUGUACUUUGUGUAGUUCAUUCCAAGCUAUACUAUGUGUAGUUCAUUCCAAGUUGUACUUUGUAUAACCCAUUCCAAGUUGUACUUUGUAUAGUUCAUUCCAAGCUAUACUUUGUGUAGUUCAUUCCAAGUUGUACUUUGUGUAGUUCAUUCCAAGCUAUACUUUGUGUAGUUCAUUCCAAGUUGUACUUUGUAUAACCCAUUCCAAGUUGUAUUUUGUAUAGUUCAUUCCAAGCUGUACUUUGUAUAACUCAUUCCAAGUUGUACUUUGUAUAGUUCAUUCCAAGCUAUACUUUGUGUAGUUCAUUCCAAGUUGUACUUUGUAUAACCCAUUCCAAGUUGUAUUUUGUAUAGUUCAUUCCAAGCUGUACUUUGUAUAACUCAUUCCAAGUUGUACUUUGUAUAGUUCAUUCCAAGUUGUACUUUGUGUUGUUCAUUCCAAGUUGUACUUUGUAUAGUUCAUUCCAAGUUGUACUUUGUAUAGUUCAUUCCAAAUUGUACUUUGUAUAGUUCAUUCCAAGUUGUACUUUGUGUAGUUCAUUCCCAGUUGUACUUUGUGUAGUUCAUUCCCAGUUGUACUUUGUGUAGUUUAUUCCAAGUUGUACUUUGUAUAACUCAUUCCAAAUUGUACUUUGUAUAACUCAUUCCAAGUUGUACUUUGUAUAACUAUUACAGCAAGGUGGUACUUGAUUAAAAAAAUUCUUCUUUUGUGUAUGUGUGUGUGUUAUCUGACUGUGAAAUGGAUAUUUGUACAACUCAGAAAAAGUGAUAUUUUUAUCCAUAAAUAAGUAAAAGUGAUAUUUUAUCUAUUAAUAAGCAAAAGUGAUACUUUCAUCUAUAAAUCAGCAGAAGUGAGUCUUGAUUUCAAUACAACCCUGAUAUUUUGUAUAAAUCAAUGAGUCUGAUAUACUAGAAUAAAUGACCCAAUGUUAUCGAGAUAUUAAAAUGUAAUGAUAUUUACAUUUCUAACAUCAAGUUUUGAGAAGUAUUUAUCUGCUAUAUAUUUUACGCCUACCCUACUCCCUUUUACACCCUGUAACAGACCAUGUUUUCACAAGCUACCAGAGAGGUAGCAUGAGUGAACAGUGAACUGUGUUGAUUAUAUUUUCCACGAGGAGAGAGAGUGAAUUGUAUUUUUGAGAAGCAAAUGUGAGCUCCACGUUUUUGGAGAGUAAAUUAUGUUUUUUUGUAAAGCGGUCGUUUCCACGCUUUGCUGAGUAAUAAAAGGGGCAGUUGAUUGAAUAGUGUAGCUGAGUGAGGACAUGUUUUUCUGAGAGGUGGAAUAUUAUAUAUAUGUGAAAUGAUUACAUUCAUGCAAGGAUUAUUAUUAAUAUUAUCAGUGUAAAGUGUGACAUAAUAAAGAACUGUAAGUUUAAUCAGAAUUCAGUAUCCUUCUUUGUGUGCCUGGAUAAGUGACUGGAUAAGUAAGUGGAAGAAUGGAAGAAGUCUUAGCCGGCAUCCUGAAUCAUUAAUAUAAAAUCAAGUGACCAUGCUACUGACAUAACGUCCUAUGAAAUAGCAUGUCAGAGCAUGUGUUACACACCCCUAAACUAAUUUUUUUGGCUAUAGCCAUGACCUUAAAUAACGCAAUGUAAAUGAUCACUAAUUAUAUCACUUUUGUCACUAAAGAAGUUAAUUAAGGGAUGAUUUCUACGCUAGAGAAAUACUUUCGAUUCACCCCUUUUUGUGCCCUUGAAUUACAACUUUUUUCUCUCCAAAAAUUGUUAAAAAACAUAAUCUUCAAUUUACACAAAAACUCUAUUUAUGAUAUAAAUAUAUUUUAUAUUAAAGCAAUUUGAUACAUUAAUAUCUUCAUCAAAAAUUUAAACGCACUUUUGCAUUUUUUUUUUUAAUUAUACAUUAUCAGAAAAUCCUUUAAAAAAAGAAUUCUUUUAUCUGAAGAGGAAUCUCAGAACAGUUUUUCAUGUCUUCAACAGACUUGAGUGUCUUUUAAAAAAAUAAUUAAUCUUAUAAAAUAAACCCAAAGUAAUAACAAAAUUUUAUUUUCAUUUUAAAAAAAAAAUAUUAACCAUUCUCCAUUUUUCAAAUUUAAAUUUUCAAGUAUGUAAAAUGAUUGAGUUUUGAUAUUCAUGGUAAUACUUAUGUAAAUGUACCCACGUUUUGUUAACGCCAUUGAUUUUCAUAAUUGGUAAACAUAUGUUUAUUUUUAAAAAGAGAAUGUAAGAUCUCUUUUUUCACAAAUGUAACACCAAACGAUUUAAAUAUAUUGUCAUCUACGUAAAAAUGUACACAACCUAUUUCCUACCCCCGACAUAUAUGUACGCAAGAAUGUUAGUUAUUUAUCGAAUUCAUUCCUUUAUUUUGAGAUAUAUCUUGAUCUGCCUGGGGAAAAAUGACCCCCCCCCCUACACACACACACACACCCACCCCCCACCCCGAUUUUAAAAAAAUUAAUAAAAUCUUCCACCGGCUUGUAGUCCCUUCCAUUCCCAAACUAACAUAUUUUGCUCUUCAUAUGGUUUGUUCUGUACUUAAUACAUCAGCAUAUCAUUUAUGUCAUGCAAAAAUCUGUAUGCCAUUUAUUGUACAUGCCUGGGAUCAUUAAUGAAUUACAUUGACAUUUGCUGUUGUCCGUUUUUAAGUAACAUAACUCUUGACUGUUAUUGAUUGUGUCCCUUAAUUAUUUUUUUUAAAAAAAGAAAGAAAAAACACUAACAUCUGUGGUAGCUGUAGCUGUGAUGUCAAAAUAAGCACAUCUUUUGGCUGUAUCUGAGAUGUCAAAGCUAACAUGUGUAGAAUUUAGCUCAGAUGUCAAACCUAACACAUGUGUAGGCUGUAGCUGAGAUUUCAAACCUAACACAUGUGUAGGCUGUAACUGACAUGUCAAACCUAACACAUGUGUAGGCUGUAGCUGAGAUUUCAAACCUAACACAUGUGUAGGCUGUAACUGACAUGUCAAACCUAACACAUGUGUAGGCUGUAACUGACAUGUCAAACCUAACACAUGUGUAGGCUGUAACUGACAUGUCAAACCUAACACAUGUGUAGGCUGUAACUGACAUGUCAAACCUAACACAUGUGUAUGCUGUAACUGACAUGUCAAACCUAACACAUGUGUAGAAUUUAGCUCAGAUGUCAAACCUAACACAUGUGUAGGCUGUAACUGACAUGUCAAACCUAACACAUGUAUAGGCUGUAACUAACAUGUCAAACCUAACACAUGUGUAGGCUGUAACUGACAUGUCAAACCUAACACAUGUGUAGGCUGUAACUAACAUGUCAAACCUAACACAUGUGUAGGCUGUAACUAACAUGUCAAACCUAACACAUGUGUAGGCUGUAACUGACAUGUCAAACCUAACACAUGUGUAGGCUGUAACUGACAUGUCAAACCUAACACAUGUGUAGGCUGUAACUGACAUGGCAAGCUAACAUGUGUAGGCUGUAACUGACAUGGCAAGCUAACAUGUGUAGGCUGUAACUGACAUGUCAAACCUAACACAUGUGUAGGCUGUAGCUGAGAUUUCAAACCUAACACAUGUGUAGGCUGUAACUGACAUGUCAAACCUAACACAUGUGUAGGCUGUAGCUGAGAUUUCAAACCUAACACAUGUGUAGGCUGUAACUGACAUGUCAAACCUAACACAUGUGUAUGCUGUAACUGACAUGUCAAACCGAACACAUGUUUAGGCUGUAGCUGACAUGUUAAUAUUAACACAUGAUGUUUAAAGUACAUGACAGUAACAGGACUUUAGAUACCCACCACUUCCUACAAACACAUCAAUACCAGCACCAGCACAAACUCAAUCAGCUGUCAUUGAGACCAUAAAAAUACCAUUAUCACUUGCCACAAACACACAGACAUACAAGUUCUUGUUUGUUAAAAACAUGCAAGAUUCUCAAAAUUGCUUUUAAAUACCCCUUUGUGUUUGGGGUAUAGCCAGUAAGUCAAUCUGCCCUAGUAAAAUGAGUUUAUUUAAAGCAGUGGUUCCCACAUUGUCUUCAAUCACCAUGGGAGACCACAAACCUCUGAGUUACAACUAUGACUUUUAUAUGGUUUUUAAUUUUUAUCAUUUGACUUUUACAUUAUUUGGUUUCUCAUACGUUUGUGUUGCUCUGUCAUCAUUAAAACUAGGGGUCUCAAACUCGUGGCCCGUGGGCCAAGAUCAUAUAGAUAACAAAGUUUAGUGUUAAUGCGACCCGCACAUUUUCCCCAUUCUCAUAUCUAUAAUGUGACACUCAGCUCCGGUUUCAGUCAAAUCUAACCGGCUGGUCUAAUUAUGAUUUUAUAGGUUUUAUAGAUAUUUCCCGCUCCUGUCUUCUGUUUUCAUAAUGUAGAAAAUUGUAGAGAAAUGUGUCAAUAUUUGAGCCUCCAUCUAAUGAGGUGUACUAGUUUGUCUGUUCUGAGUAUGGACUUCUGCUGGUUACAACUUGGAUGGACAUGGUUAGAGAGGGAAGAGCUGAAAUGGACUUCUGCUGGUUACAACUUGGAUGGACAUGGUUAGAGAGGGAAGAGCUGAAAUGGACUUCUGCUGGUUACAACUUGGAUGGACAUGGUUAGAGAGGGAAGAGCUGAAAUGGACCUCUGCUGGUUACAACUUGGAUGGACAUGGUUAGAGAGGGAAGAGCUGAAAUGGACUUCUGCUGGUUACAACUUGGAUGGACAUUGUUAGAGAGGGAAGAGCUGAAAUGGACUUCUGCUGGUUACAACUUGGAUGGACAUUGUUAGAGAGGGAAGAGCUGAAAUAAAUACAUCUUGCAGGAUCAUUCAUUCUGUUGACAAAGAAAUGGUCAUUUGAAAAUGUUUCAUUGCAUGUUGAUGAUUAGCAGUGAUGUUGUUGUAAAAGUUACUUUGAGAGUAUAUCUGUGACAUUUUAAUGUUUGGCUUUGAUCCUGUUGAAAAUGUUAAUAUUGAGAAUCCCUGUUUACAUUUUAUUAUCUAGCAGGGAUGAAAAUGUUAAUAUUGAGAAUCCCUGCUUACAUAUUAUUGUCUUGCAGUGAUGAAAAUGUUAAUAUUGAGAAUCCCUGCUUACGUAUUAUUGUCUUGCAGUGAUGAAAAUGUUAAUAUUGAGAAUCCCUGCUUACAUGUUAUUGUCUUGCAGUGAUGAAAAUGUUAAUAUUGAGAAUCCCUGCUUACAUGUUAUUGUCUUGCAGUGAUGAAAAUGUUAAUAGCAUCAUAGAAAAUGUUGAAAAAGUAACCACUGAUUUAAGGCGUCCAUAUCCUAUGACAUUUUAGUGAAUCAUUUUCUUGCAAUGGAAGUUCUUUUUGACAUUUAACCUACAGUCAAAGUUCAUUGGAGGUCACAUGGCACAUGAAGUAUUAACCCUUUAAGCUAAUCAAGCAGUCUUCAAAUAUGUGUUGCAAUACACCAGUGUGUUAUGUGUACACCAGUGUGUCAUGUAUACACCAGUGUGUUAUGUAUACACCAUUGUGUCAUUUGUACUCCAUUGUGUCAUUUAUACACCAUUGUGUUAUUUGUACACCAGUUUGACAUGUGUACACCAGUGGGUUAUGUGUACACCAGUGUCAUGUGUAACCAGUGUGGCAUGUACACACCAGUGUGGCAUGUAUACACCAGUAUGGCAUGCAUACAACACUGUCUCUUGUAUACACCAGUGUGGCAUGUAUACACCAGUAUGGCAUGUAUACAACACUGUCUCUUGUAUACACCAGUGUGGCAUGUAUACACCAGUGUGUCAUGCAUACACCAGCAUAUAUACACCAGUGUUGCAUGUAUACACCAGUGUGUCAUGCAUACACCAGCAUGUCAUGCAUACACAAGUGUGGCAGGUAUACACCAGUGUGGUAUGUAUACAACAGUGUCUCAUGUAUACACCAGUGUGUUAUAUGUACACCAGUGUCACUUGUAUACCAGUGUCAUAUGUACACCAGUCAGUCAUGUGUACACCAGUGUGGCAUGUAUACACCAGUGUGGCAUGUAUACACCAGCAUGUCAUGUGUACAACAGUGUCAUUUGUACACCAGCAUGUCAUGUGAACACCAGUGUGUCAUUUAUGUUGACUCAUUGAUGUGCUUUAUAAUUUUGUUUCAUCUCUUGCAGGUUCUGGACGUGGUCAGAGAGCAAAUUGUCCGAGUUCUUGACACAUCCCCAACAUCAUUUGAGGCAUUUCGCAGCAAAAUCAACACCUUGACCUAUGCACAGAUCAACAGACUUUGGGAAACGGAACGACUGGUUAAGGAAGGCCAAGGGGCCCAGCUCAAGCCUAUCAUGUAUGUUAUGAAUAUAUGUGUAUCAAAUGUAGGAUAUCAUGUAAGAUAGGAAGAUAGUAAUGUUGAAUGUCUGGUCAAGAAAGUCCAUGGGGCCCAGCUCAAGCCUGUCAUGUAUGACAUGUAGGAUAUGGUGUAAGAUAAUUAAGUUGAAUGACUGGUCAAAGAAGUCCAAGGGUCCAGCUCAAGCCUGUUAUGUAUAUGUACCAUAUCAUGUAAGAUAGGAAGAUAGUUGAGUUAAAUGACUAGUAGGAAAGCCAAGGGGCCUAGGUCAAAACUAUCAUGUAUGAUAUGAAUACAGUAUGUAUAGAGGGUAAACAUGUGCUUAUCUUUGUAUAAGCAUUAAUCAGGUAGUAGAAGAGAAUGUGCUGUAAGUAUUUAUUUGACAGCUAUCACUGCCUAAUCAGAAUAUAUUGACCAUGCUAAAUUUAUAUAUCUAUCUUAAUGUGUAUUUGACAGUGAGCUGAUGUAUUUUUUAAUGUGUAUUUAACAGUGAGCUGAUGUAAUUGUUGAUGUGUAUUUAACAGUGAGCUGAUGUAUUUGUUAAUGUGUAUUUAACAGUGAGCUGGUGUAUUUGUUAUUGUGUAUUUAACAGUGCGCUGACGUAUUUGAAAGUGAGCUGAUGUAUUGGUUAUUGUUUAUUUGACAGUGAGCUGAGAGAACAAAUCAAACCAGAGAUGAUGGACCUCAUCAAACAGCAGAGACUCAAAUAUCUGACAUCAGGCUCAAGGUUUGCCAAGUAUACAAAGACUGGCAGGAUCAAAGGUCAGUUGAUAGAUGUGUCGGCAGUUAAUGGUCAGUUGUUAGAUGUGGCGGCAGUUAAUGUUCUGCUGUUAGAUGUGUGGGUAGUAAAUUGUCAGUUGUUGAAUGUGUUAAUGGUCAGUUGUUAGAUGUGUGGGUACUAAAUGGUCAGUUUUUCAAUGUGUCAGCAGUUAAUGGUCAGUUGUUGAAUGUGUCAGCAGUUAAUAGUCAGUUUUUCAAUGUGUCAGCAGUUAAUGGUUAGUUGUUGAAUGUGUCAGCAGUUAAUGGUCAGUUGUUAGAUGUGUGGGCAGUUAAUGGUCAGUUGUCAGAUGUAUGAUCAAUUGAUCUCAGAUGUACAUUAAAAUUUCCAGAUAAAUUCUGGUGCUGGAGGUUGGCACCAAACUACAAGGCUCUUCACUAUGGAGAUUGUGGAGAGUCGGAGAACUUGUCACUUGACGACUUACCCAAUAAAUGUAAGUGUGUUGUGGGGAGUCAGAGAACUUGUCACUAGAUGACUUAUCCAAUAAAUGUAAGUAUGUAAUGGGAUGACUACCAAAUAAAUGUAAGCAUGUAAUGGGAGUCUGAGAUCUUGUCACUUGAUGACUUACCCAAUAAAUGUAAGUAUGUAAUGGGGGUCUUAGAUUUUAUCACUAGAUGUGUUAGGGGUUGUAUGUAAGGACAUACAUAAAAAAUAAUCAUCUUUUCCACCUCUGUUAUUCUGUUUUGUAACACUAGAUAGAAGUACUAUAUGGGAUUUUAAUAAUGAAAUACAAGUUCCAUAUAUAUGUUAUGUUAAUAAUGAAAUAGAAGUACCAUAUAAAUUGUCUUUGAACGCUCUGUACUUCAGUGCCCCUAUCAGACAUAAGAAAACUCCUGGUGGGGAAAGAUUGUCCACAUAUCAAUACGGUCAAGAACAGAAGUAAGGUAAGAUAGUUGAUUUUUUUCAGUUAGCUCUGUACCUGUAUGGACAUUUAAAACUAGUUGUUUGUGAUUCAGUCAGAAGAUGUCAUGAUGUUGUGUUAUCCUUUCUGUUAGCUCUGUACCUGUAUGGACAUUUAAAUCUAGCUGUUUGUGAUUUAGUCAGAAGAUGUCAUGAUGUUUUGUUAUCCUUUUAGCUGCCGAGUUCUAACACUGCCUUCUCCAUACAAUGUGACCUGGACACUGACCCCAUUUGCUUCAUGGCCAGCUCUGAGAACGAGUUUGACAUGUGGACAGAUGGACUCAACAGUUUAUUAGGGAAUGAGGUAAACAAGUAGUGAUCUCUGCUAACAUCUAGGGCCCAGGUUCCCAAACAGUAGUCACACCCAGAGUGAGAUGCAGAGGGCUCUCUGUGAGGUUGUCGACUUAACAGACUUGAAGAGUCAUCUUAAACAAAAAAAUUAAAUCAAAUUUUUCUUUAAAAAGAUGUCUUUAUACUUGUAUGAUACUGCAUCCACUUUUGAUGUGUUUUCUCUAAAGUCAUGUGUUUGCUCGUACAGUCAUCUGUUUACUCUUAGACAUUUGUUUACUGUUAUAGUCAACUGCUUUGUUUUGCAGUCAUGUGUUUUUAAAUAUAAAGUAGUAUCAGUACCCAGGUUAGGAACAUUUCCAAAACAAGGGCGGCCACCCCAGUAGAAGAACGUCAAAACAAACCAGGGGGCACCACUUUUAAUGAUAAACUUAAUGCUUUUGUUCUUAAUCCUUGCGACAAACAUGCUGACACCAGAGACAAUCUGAAUGGGAUUUUCUGAUUUGGACAGCAGCCAAACUAAAAGUUAACAACUAUUUUCGUCCGAAAACUAAACCAAAAGCAAAAUGUGACUUAAGGCUGAAACCAAAAGAUUUAGAUAUUUCGAAACUCAUCCGCACUUGCUUUCUGUGUAUGUCAAACAACGGUGGGAGAAAGUAUGGAUAUUUUAUUAAUUUUUAUUUGAAAAAUGAGUUUACUUUUAAUUUUAAUAGAUAAACAUCUAAUGAAUGCUUCGGCUUUUAAAUUUUGACUUAAAAAGUAAUUAAAGUUGAAAAAAUGUAUUUUAAAGUUGUAUGGGGCAAAAUUUAUGCCAAAUAGACUCUUGGCCAUCUUUUCCUUGUAUAAUAUAAUUACUGCACUACCUAGACAUAUCAAUCGAAAGCUUAACUGAUGUAUCGUUUAUUUGUAUGGCCCACUAAAAUGUCCAGACAUAUGCCUUGAAGUAACUCUUUGAUCCGGAACCCAUACAUUUAGCUGAAAAUGGUUUUUCAUUUGUGAACAUUAAAAUUUUGUGUUGAUCCACAGUCAACAUUUAUUUGCUAAUUUUAGAUUUAACCCAGAUAAAACAAAAAUUGAAGGAAUGAAGAGCUAGGUUUAGUAUGAUAAGACAAUAGGCCUACUACAUGAUAAUACAUUAGACCUACUACAUGAUAAUACAGUAGACCUACUACAUGAUAAAUACAGUAGACCUACUGCAUGAUAAUACAUUAGACCUACUACAUGAUAAUAUAGUAGACCCACUACAUGAUAAUAUAGUAGACCUACUACAUGAUAAUACAGUAGACCUACUACAGGAUAAUACAGUAGACCUACUACAUAAUUGCUAUACAAAACAGUGAUACAUUCACAUGUGUGUGAAGGCUUAUUAUUAAAUAUAAAGGCUAUUUUAUGACUAAUUAUACUAAAUUGAAAUAAAUAAUUAUAUUUUUUAGAUAAUAUUUUUGUGGAAUAUUUUAACAUUUUAUUUCAUCACUGACAAAAUGUUCAUCAGCAUGAUAAUGAUGAGUUUCAUGAUAAUGAUGAGUUUCAUGAUAAUGAUGAGUUUCAUGCUAAUGAUGAGUUUCAUGCUAAUGAUGAGUUUCAUGCUAAUGAUGAGUUUCAAUAAAUGAAUGACUUGAAUACGCCUUAGGUUCCCUCAUUUAUUUGUUUGAAAAUAAAAACAAAGAUAAUUGCAAUGUUACCAUUGCCUGGGAUGUUUUGUUUCUUCACAAUCCUAUUCACUUCUGUCUUUGACCACUUUUAUGAGCAUGAUAAUGAUUCAUCGAAAGGAAUGUCACUAAUGAAUGAAAUGGUGAACCUAGGCUUCCCAAAUUAUUUUUGAAAAAAUUAUAACAAAAAUAAUAAAGACAAAUAUUGCUGUUCCCUUGGGUUUUUUCCCCCCACAUAACUAUUUUCCUAAGCCUAAUUGAAAUUUUAUUUUAAGAAAUGUUGGAUAAGUAGGUCAGCAUGCAGUUGUGAGCGGUGUUAGCAGAGGAUUAGUCAUAUAUCAUCAAGACAUUGAUCAAUAAUGAAUAUCACAUUGCCAACAGACAGAGUGACAGUCUUCUGGUAGAAUGUGGAAAGCCUCAAUCAAAAUGAACAAAAAUUUAACUUUCCUGUUAUUCUGAAACUGAAACUGUGUAGAAAGGGAUCAAAGGGCAACUUUCGGCAAUUAAACCGAAUAUUGGGUCGGCCUCAACACUAUUGCAGCUAAAAUUGUCUGUCAUUUUAUACACAUUAAGUUCAUUAAAUAUAAUCACAAACUCUCAUCUUGAAAAUUAAAUUUUAAUAAAUAAAUUUAUUGUUAAAAAUUAUUUCACUUGGUUUUUUGUUUGUUUCCUUAGAUGACAAGCGGGCAAGUCGGCAAAGAUCUUGAAACUCUUCUCUCCAUGGAAAUCAAAAUGAGAAUGCUGGAUACAGAGGGUGUGCCGAUCCCCGCCGAAGCUCCGCCCAUUCCACCUCCACCAGCCAAUUACAAUUUUACCUACCUUAAUUUAUGACCAAUCACAGCAUGUUUGACGCCAUUGAUACUUUUGAGUGUUAGUUUGAAAUAUAGCACAAUCCGAUAGUUUGAAAUAUGGCACAAUCUGAUAGUUUGAAAUAUGGCACAAUCUGAUAGUUUGAAAUAUGGCACAAUCCGAUAGUUUGAAAUAUGGCACAAUCCGAUAGUUUGAAAUAUGGCACAAUCCGAUAGUUUGAAAUAUAGCACAAUCCGAUAGUUUGAAAUAUGGCACAAUCUGAUAGUUUGAAAUAUGGCACAAUCCGAUAGUUUGAAAUAUGGCACAAUCCGAUAGUUUGAAAUAUGGCACAAUCUGAUAGUUUGAAAUAUGGCACAAUCCGAUAGUUUGAAACAUCGCACAAUCCGAUAGUUUGAAAUAUGGCACAAUCCGUUAGUUUGAAAUAUAGCACAAUCCAUUAGCAGCACUGGAAAAUCUCCACUAGACUUUAGGGCAUCAAUUUAAUCUAGGAAAAUCUGAGCUCAAAGCUUGUUCAGAUAAAGGGAAAAGUGGUUUAAUGUCAUGUCUCAAAUAACCUUGCAUUACUGUAAUAAUUUUUGUAUGUUUUUGUUCAAGUGUAUAGUUUAAAUACGAAUGUAUGACAACAUGAGAGAUAAAAUCAAAGACAUAAAUUUGUGAAACAAACAAAAAAUAUUUAUUUCACUUAAGCAUCUAUCUGAGUUGAAAAUACUUUGAUUAGAAUUAGAAUGGUUGAGUUUCUGGUAUUGCUUUAAUCAUCUGGAUUGGACUGCAGCAUAUUUAAUCAUGACAGUUGGACAGCAUAGCUGUUAACUGAUCCUCAUAGUGUCCCGCUUAUUACUGUCCACUUCUAUAUGCUGCAUUGAUUAAGUCUGUUCAAAUCACUGUGGCCUUAACAAAUUUUAAUUAAAAUAAAGGAGAAACACACAAUUUAAAUAAAUAAGUGUAAUAUAUAUU